Molecule: messenger RNA, 61668 nt
Organism: Podarcis lilfordi (Lilford's wall lizard)
Lineage: Eukaryota; Metazoa; Chordata; Lepidosauria; Squamata; Lacertidae
Source: the annotation of a GenBank genome assembly
AUUUUUGGCCUGCAACUGUUAUGAGGUUUUAAUUUUUUUAAAAAAAUGAAGCAACAGUCUAGAAGAGGUGUUUAAUUUCUGUUUUCUGUUUCUAUGUGUGCUACAGGUUGAGCAUCCUCAGAGAUCAAAAAAAGCAGUAUGGCAUAAACUUCUAUCUAAACAGAGAAAAAGAGCGGUGGUGGCUUGCUUCAGAAUGGCACCACUAUAUAAUCUUCCACGGUGCGUGUGAUCAUGAAGAUUUGUGUAUAUUAUAUUGCUGUCCACCUAGGUAUAUUGCUAACUAGGAGGGGAGGGGUGAAUGAGGGAAUACAAUUGAACAAGGAACUAAGAUGGUUAACUUUAAAAAUGCCUAGCAGGUUGGCUAUACACUUCCUUUAAAAAUUAUUGUGGGUGAUCAGACCAAUCAUAGCGGCUGCCAGUCAGGCUCUGCAAGCCUUAUUGGCUUCUCUGCUUGUAAAAGAAACAUCAUAAUGAUAAUGAUAAUGAUAAUGAUAAUUUUUAGUUGAACCCUGCCCUCCCCGGCCAGAGCCGGGCUCAGAGCGGCUAACAGCAUAUAAAUAACUCAGUAUACAUAAAAACAGGCACCAAUUAAUUAAAAUACAUCUUAAAAUUAAUUCAGACAAAUUAAAAUCUGGACAAAUGGCAGUUAUCAGGUUAAGAUUGAGAGCGGUUAAUACUUGCCAGGACCAACUGCUUUCACUGAUCAUAUAAGGACCUGUGAACAGCCUGGGAGGCCCCCUUCAUGCUUGUUCUUAUACAAAGGAAAAUAGGUCAGACUGCACUCUGGCCAAAGGCCUGGCAGAACAGCUCUGUCUUGCAGGCCCUGCAGAAAGAUGUCAAAUCCCGCAUGGCCCUAGUCUCUUGUGAGAGAGCGUUCCACCAGGCUGGGACCAUGGCCGAAAAGGCCCUGGCUCUGGUUGAGGCCAGUCUUAAUUUCCCUGGGACCCGGGAUCUUCAGAGUGUUGUUGUUUGCAGACUGUAAGGUCCUCCGUGGGGCAUACCAGAGGAGGCAGUCCCGUAGGUAUGAGGGUCCUAGGAUGUAUAGGGCUUUAAACGUUAAAAACCAGCACCUUAAACCUGAUCCUGUACUCCACCAGGAGCCAGUGCAGCUGGUAUAGCACUGGGUGAAUGUGAUCCUGUGGUGAGGACCGUGUAAAGAGUCUCGCCGCGGCAUUCUGCACCUGCUGGAGUUUCUGGGUCAGUUUCAAGGGCAGCCCCACGUAGAGUACAGGCUUCUUACUUUAUUUACUGAUUUAGACAAUGUAUAUAAUGUUUAAUCACAAUACUCUCUAAGCAGUGUACAAUGUAAUGCAAUGAGAAUGAACACUAUAAUAUCAGAAAUCAGUUUCAAAAUUGGAUCACAUUCCACAAAACAUGAAACACACACACACACAUCUAUCUAUCAUCUACUUAUCAUCUUUAUCUUCUUAUAGUCAAUACUUUAUAGAAGGGAGGAAAGGUGACAUGUAGUUUCAGAUCAUGCUUAUAGUCAAUGAAUCCUCAUAUCCAGUUAAUUCAUAAUAAGCUUUAUGGAAUGAACAACAAAGACCUCUUUUUUAAAUUGUUCACCAGUUGUAGUUAUUUAUUUUGCUUAUUCGGUAUGUUCAAAAUUUUAGACUAAUAUGGAAUGGUCAUAUACACAUACAUACACACUACUUUCCCUUUUCUUUUUCAGGCAUCGAGCUGUCAAUCUCUUUCUUCAAGGAUAUGACAAGUCGUGGGUGGAAACAGAAGACCACUACUUUGAAGACACACUGAUAGAAGAUUUAGCAGUAUGUUUGCAGUUCAUGGUAUUUAAAACCUUUUGUUGAUGCUGAGGGCAAUUGCUUUGCACUGCAUGGCAGUUCCGAAAGGUGGCAACGUCAGGGAAUAUGCCGCCAAUUGCUGGAAGCAAAAGGAGGGGAGAGUGUUCUUGUGCUCUGGUCUUACUUGCUGGUUUCCUGCAGACAUCUGCUUGGCCACUGUGAAACAGGGUGCUAGAUUGUUGGGCCAUUGGCCUGAUCAACCAUAUUCUUAGGAUAGGGAGAAAAAUAGACCUUUCCCAGUCCCUAAAUCUAGGGCACAUUGAAACUCCUGGAUCAAGUGGAAACAGUCAGGAAAGCAGGCAAGAGGGAGCCCUGCAAAGGACCUUUGAACAGCUGGACUAAAAUACCUGCUUCAGCAAGUAAGAUCCAGAGAGGCAGGAAACUGGAGGCAGUGAAGGAAAUGUGGGGGAAGAUAAUGUAGUCAAAUCCCCAGUUCCAUGCUUGGAGCUGUGAUGAGCAAUGUAAUUUUCAGAUAAAAGUGAUUUCAGCAAGACAUGAGACUGUGGUUAUUUCUUUUAUGGACAUCAGUUGGCAUUAGAAAUUCUUUAGCCAGUGUGAUUAAGUUUAGACUCUCCGGAGACCAUAGCAAAGCCAUUUAAAAAUCAUAUUGAUGACUCUUGUGCAGAGGGACUCACAGGCUCUUGUAGCUAGCAGAUGGUGUAACAUGCUAUUUUAAAACAUAGUUUCAGUGCUAUUUUCCUGGGGGGAUACAGGGGUACGCAUACCCCUAAAAAUUUUGUGGAUCUAAGUUUGGCCUCAUUGAGGGGCAGUAUUUCAAUAUGAGUAGGAAAAUGAGAUGACCCCUAAACAUUUUUUUAAAGAAAAAAAGCACUGCAUAGUUUGAUGUAUUUUUUUUUAGUCAAGAGCUAUGACAUAAUAUUUGGGAAAGGUGAAAGUCUUUGGACAACUGAGUUCUGAUCCACACAUUAGUCUGAGGCAUGUAGAUUAGCUCAGCUCAUAUUGAAAAGAACAAAUUCCUCAAGCAUCCCUCAUCUAAGCCCAUUGAUAUGGAAGUAAAUUUGAUGGCGUAUGAAUAAGACUUCUGCAUAAACACAUUUACAAGUUAUCAAAUAUUUAAAAUCUUGAUGUUUUCGUAUUUCUUUAAUAGAAACCUGGAGAAGAACCACCAGAAGAAGAUGAAUGCAUUAAGAGAGUUGAUCCUUUGCACCAGCUUAUUUUACUGUUCAGUCGAACAGCAUUAACUGAAAAAUGGUGAGAGUGAUGGGAGAAGGAGGAUAUUUAUGAUUUUUCAUUAAUUGCUUUCUCUCCAGAUGUGCAUUUUUAGUUCACUUGGAAAUAGUAAUGGGCUAAAUGUAAAUAAAUUAGGGCCAGUUCAUAGGAUUGUAUUGUACUAAAUCAAUAUUGGAGUAGACCCAAUGAAAUCACUGGACUAGCCAUGAUCCAUUGAUUUCAGCGGGUGUGCUCUGAGUAUGUCUUGGUUGGAUAUAACACAUAGUGUUUUAAUUGUUCUUCAGUUAUUUCCCUCCUAGGAUUUUGAAUGGGAUUGUGAAGUAUAAAUACCAAUUAAUUUUGAAUUCAUCUAUAUCUCUUUUAAAAAAAAAUACUCAUCACUAAGAGAGAAAAGGCUAUAGCUAUUUCAACUAAAAUGUUUUAGCUAAAGUUGAGCAAAGUUGAAUUUUGAAAGAUGUUGAUGUCUUUUCUUCUGUUAUUGAAGCACAAAACAAUUACUAACUGAAUAUUUUGGUAUUACAAUUGUCUUUAGGACCUUGUUUGUUUAUAUUUCAUUUGCUGAAAACCAUAUUCUAGGAGAAUAGGCAAAAUAAUGUGAGGGAAUUUUUAUUUGUUUGCCACUUUUCAAUAACAGCAACAAACACCUCUCACCCCACCAAAAUUCACUAAACAAUAGUGAAUCUGUUAAGAGUCUGUUAAGCAGUCUCAGCUUCUGCCAGGCCAGAUGAAAAAAGGCUUGCAAGGCAGGAAGCAGGUCUUCCAGGACUCACAGCCAAGGUGGCUUGCCAUCAUAGAACUGGCUAUAGAGACAGCAAAACAUCAGAAGCCUUCUCAAAGUUGGACAAUGAUCUGUUCAGCCUGCACCACUAAGAGUAACUGCUACCUGAUGUCACAUUAUAGGCACAUAAAAGCACCCUUCAUGGGUAUGUAACAAUUGUCUCUCUUAUGAUAAACAGUAACCACUUAUUCUUCAUUUUAUUACACUACAGUAAACUGGAAGAAGAUUAUCUUUAUAUGGCAUAUGCUGAUAUAAUGGCAAAGGUAUUUUCUUCAUUUUUUCACUCAAUUUUUCCAUCUCUAGUAGCGGUAUCAAGUUUUGUAAAUGCUUGACUCUAAAUACACACCUUGGUGACUCGCAAUGCUUACCUUAAAAAUCAUUCACCAUAUGAUUCCCCAUAUCCUUUUCUAACUCAGGUUUUAAUCUGACUCAUCCCACCCACCAUUUACUGGUUACAGUAGCAGGUUGGGAGGGAUAAGUCUCUCUCGCUCCAAUGUUUGCAAUAUGCUAGGAGCUUUGAGAAAUGUAAUUAUCCCAGGGCAUCUGAAAGCCACAGGCAGGUAAAGGGCUAAAGGAAGUGGUAUUUGGAGGGUCUUGGGGUAGGGAUCAGACUCUGUUAUGCAGCUGGUAUAAUUUCUUUGAGUAAAAUAUAUCUGUUGGCUGAGUUCAGUUAAAAACUGAGCCCAAAGUAGUUUGCUUAUCACUAUAAACACACACAAGCACUGUAAAAGACAUGGGGUAAUACCCAGUUGUGGGAGUCUGUGAGUACUGCACAAUGGGGAUUCCCUGUCUUUUUCAUUCCGCUGCUCCAAGGGGUUGGGGACUCUCAAGAGCAUAUUACAUGAAACAUAGAAGACUUCAGGGAAGAAAAUAGGAAGGGGAAAACUAUUUGGUGAGGGGAAGUCCACUUGUGUGACUUUGGGCUUUGCAGUGUGUACUUAGCACGUCUUUCUUUUUUUUAAGUGGGAGAUUUUUCUUAGUGAAACGAGAAUUUGACUUUAAAAGUUCGUUUGUAAGUAUGGUGUUCUUUUCACGUGGUUUCAGAGCUGCCAUGAAGAAGAUGAUGAUAAUGAAGAGGAAGUCAAGAGUUUUGAAGUAAGAUUGUUAUUACUGUUUACAACUUACGUUUUAUAUUGUACAUUAUUUCAUAACAUCUAACUAGCAUUUUUUGGUUCAUGGUUUUCUAUAUUUAAUGCCCUUUAGACAUAGCAUAACUAUCCUUCCAUGUUAUCUGUUUGAAUACCACACCACUAAAAGCAAAAUCCAAUUAUCAGAUUUUACACUGCUUUCAAAAUACACUAGUGAGGGGCUUUGAUGGGAAUGUUGUUCCACAUUUAAAAUGUAGCCAUUUGGAAAGUAUUCUUUGCAAAAGUUGUAAAUAGACAAAACACAGUGCCCUUGCUCUCCAAAUGCAUACAAGCAAUCUUAAAACAUGAUCCUAGAGAUUGUAGCUUGAUAUUAGGUAGAAGAUGUACCAUCACGUCCGUUAGAUGCAGUAUGUAAAAUGUUUUCUAGGCCAAGAUCAGCACAUAGUUGUUGUUGUUUAGUCGUUUAGUUGUGUCCGACUCUUCGUGACCCCAUGGACCAGAGCACGCCAGGCGCUCCUGUCUUCCACUGCCUCCUGCAGUUUAGUCAAACUCAUGCUGGUAGCUUUGAGAACACUGUCCAACCAUCUCGUCCUCUGUCGUCCCCUUCUCCUUGUGCCCUCACUCUUUCCCAACAUCAGGGUCUUUUCCAGGGAGUCUUCUCUUCUCAUGAGGUGGCCAAAGUAUUGGAGCCUCAGCUUCACGAUCUGUCCUUCCAGUGAGCACUCAGGGCUAAUUUCCUUAAGAAUGGAUGCGUUUGACCUUCUUGCAGUCCAUGGGACUCUCAAGAGUCUCCUCCAGCACCAUAAUUCAAAAGCAUCAAUUCUUCGGCGAUCAGCCUUCUUUAUGGUCCAGCUCUCACUUCCAUAUAUCACUACUGGGAAAAUCAUGGCUUUAACUAUACGGACCUUUGUUGGCAAGGUGAUGUCUCUGCUUUUUAAGAUGCUGUCUAGGUUUGCCAUCUCCUUUCUCCCAAGGAGCAGGCGUCUUUUAAUUUCGUGACUGCUGUCACCAUCUGCAGUGAUCAUGGAGCCCAAGAAAGUAAAAUCUCUCACUGCCUCCAUUUCUUCCCCUUCUAUUUGCCAGGAGGUGAUGGGACCAGUGGCCAUGAUCUUCAUUUUUUUGAUGUUGAGCUUCAGACCAUAUUUUGCGCUCUCCUCUUUCACCCUCAUUAAAAGAUUCUUUAAUUCCUCCUCACUUUCUGCCAUCAAGGUUGUGUCAUCUGCAUAUCUGAGGUUGUUGAUAUUUCUUCCGGCGAUCUUAAUUCCGUCUUGGGAUUCAUCCAGCCCAGCCUUUCGCAUGAUGAAUUCUGCAUAUAAGUUAAAUAAGCAGGGAGACAAUAUACAGCCUUGCCGUACACCUGUCCCAAUUUUGAACCAAUCAGUUGUUCCAUAUCCAGUUCUAACUGUAGCUUCUUGUCCCACAUAGAGAUUUCUCAGGAGACAGAUGAGGUGAUCAGGCACUCCCAUUUCUUUAAGAACUUGCCAUAGUUUGCUGUGGUCGACACAGUCAAAGGCUUUUGCGUAGUCAAUGAAGCAGAGGUAGAUGUCUUUCUGGAACUCUCUAGCUUUCUCCAUAAUCCAGCGCAUGUUUGCAAUUUGGUCUCUGGUUCCUCUGCCCCUUCGAAAUCCAGCUUGCACUUCUGGGAGUUCUCGGUCCACAUACUGCUUAAGCUUGCCUUGUAGAAUUUUAAGCAUAACCUUGCUAGCGUGUGAAAUGAGUGCAAUUGUGCGGUAGUUGGAGCAUUCUUUGGCACUGCCCUUCUUUGGGAUUGGGAUGUAGACUGAUCUUCUCCAAUCCUCUGGCCACUGCUGAGUUUUCCAAACUUGCUGGCAUAUUGAGUGUAGCACCUUAACAGCAUCAUCUUUUAAAAUUUUAAGCAGUUCAGCUGGAAUACCAUCACUUCCACUGGCCUUGUUAUUUGCAGUGCUUUCUAUGGCCCAUUUGACUUCACUCUCCAGGAUGUCUGGCUCAAGGUCAGCAACCACACUACCUGGGGUGUACGAGCCAUCCAUAUCUUUCUGGUAUAAUUCCUCUGUGUAUGCUUGCCACCUCUUCUUGAUGUCUUCUGCUUCUGUUAGGUCCUUACCACUUUUGUCCUUUAUUAUGGUAAUCUUUGUACGAAAUGUCCCUUUCAUAUCUCCAAUUUUCUUGAACAGAUCUCUGGUUCUUCCCAUUCUGUUGUUUUCCUCUAUUUCUUUGCAUUGCUCGUUUAAGAAGGCCUUCUUGUCUCUCCUUGCUAUUUUUUGGAAAUCUGCAUUCAAUUUCCUGUAUCUUACACUAUCUCCCUCGCAUUUUGCUUGCCUUCUCUCCUCCGCUAUUUGUAAGGCCUCGUUGGACAGCCACUUUGCUUUCUUGCAUUUCCUUUUCAUUGGGAUGGUUUUUGUUGCUGCCUCCUGUAUAAUGUUGCGAGCCUCCAUCCAUAGUUUGUCAGGCACUCUGUCCAACAAAUCUAAAUCCUUAAACCUGUUCCUCACUUCCACUGUGUAUUCAUAAGGGAUUUGACUUAGAUUGUAUCUUACCGGCCCAGUGGUUUUUCCUAGUUUCUUCAGUUUAAGCUUGAAUUUUGCUAUAAGAAGCUGAUGAUCUGAGCCACAGUCCACUCCAGGUCUUGUUUUUGCUGACUGUAUUGAGCUUCUCCAUCUUUGGCUGCAGAGAAUAUAAUCAAUCUGAUUGUGAUGACCAGCUUGUUCUCUUGGCAGAACUCUAUUAGCCUUUGCCCUGCUUCGUUUUGAACUCCAAGGCCAAACUUGCCAGUUGUUCCUUUUAUCUCUUGACUCCCUACUUUAGCAUUCCAAUCUCCUAUAAUGAGAAGAACAUCCUUCUUUGGUGUCAAUUCUAUAAGGUGUUGUAAGUCUUCAUAGAAUUGGUCAAUUUCAGUUUCUUCAGGACCAGUGGUUGGUGCAUAAACUUGGAUUACUGUGAUGUUAAAAGGUCUGCCUUGGAUUCGUAUCGAGAUCAUUCUAUCAUUUUUGAGAUUGCAUCCCAAUACAGCUUUUGCCACUCUUUUGUUGACUAUGAGGGCCACUCCAUUUCUUUUAUGGGAUUCUUGCCCACAGUAUUAGAUAUGAUGGUCAUCCGAACUGAAUUCGCCCAUUCCCGUCCAUUUUAGUUCACUGAUGCCCAGGAUGUCAAUAUUUAUUCUUGCCAUCUCAUUUUUGACCACAUCCAACUUACCAAGGUUCAUGGUUCUUACAUUCCAGGUUCCUAUGCAAUAUUUUUCUUUACAGCAUUGGACUUUCCUUUCGCUUCCAGGCAUAUCCGCUUCCAGGCAUAUCCCCUUCAUGGAUCACUGCCUUGCCGUGGCGAAGGGGCUUGAAUAACUCGGAGAAGCUAUGAACUAUGCCGUGCAGGGCCACCCAAGAUGGACAGGUCAUAGUGGAGAGUUUUGACCAAACGUGAUCCACCUGGAGCAGGAACCGGCAAGCCACUCCAGUAUCCCUGCCAAGAAAACUCCAUGGACAAAGACAAAAGGCAUAUAAAAGUUAUGACGCUGGAAGAUGAGCCCCUCAGGUCAGAAGGCGUCCAACAUGCUACUGAGGAAGAGCGGAGGACAAGUACAAGUAGAUUCAGAGCUGAUGAAGCGGCUGGGCCAAAGCCGAAAGGACACUCAGUUGCGGAUAUGCCUGGAAGCGAAAGGAAAGUCCAAUGCUGUAAAGAGAAAUAUUGUAAAAAAAUCAGCACAUAGAAUAGUGCUCAAAAGGCAAGAGAAGAUCAGUGAAGAUGUAGCUGCACAGUUGCAGUCUGUUUCCAGUAUCUUCCUUCCUGUAAGUGCCCGUUAUGAGGUGUGUUGCUGUAAUCUGCAUAAUCCAAAAGCUCCAAGUACCAACAAAGGUAGUUGCUUGUAGAUUUUAUUUACUAAAGUUAGGCCCCUUCAAGUUCUAUGAAGUUUUCAGUAGGAAGGACAGGAUUUGGCUUUCCUUACAAAACACUAAGGAAUUCCCUCCUGUCGCUUCAACUUUCUUCUGCCAUCCCAAAAUGAAGUGAAUUUCCCUUCCAUCUUUUGUGGAGGGUGAAUGUUCCCUCUAUUCCUGUGGAUAGAAAGAUGCUGGAAAAGGUAGCCAGGAGAGGUGGUCCCUGCAAGACAUUUUGUACCCAGUGUCAAAACACAUGAAGGAUGAUUGAAAUGUGAACAGUGCCUGCAUCUCAUAUUAGUCCCAUUCUUCUCUCUUUAAAUAAAUAUGCACAGGGACCCUACUGCUAUACAUGUGUUUUAGGCAGGAAUGGAGGUGAUGUACAAAGGGAUAUGCCACUCACAUAUUUUGUACUUUGGUGAUCAUGCCCAAGUACAAAGUUUCACAGGAAUUGUUCCUUGGUCUUCUCAUAAGAAGUAAUAUCCUCAUGAUUUCACUGCAAUGUUUCUAAGAAAGUGGCUGAUCUAGGAGAACUUCAAGGCUAAGAAUUGCCUGUUCUUCUAAAGUCUCUGAGCUCACCAUUAUUUUGGUCUGGUUUCAGCAGCAGUCACCUCUCCUACAUCAGUACUCCAUUAUGGCAAGAUAAUUAAUAGAGAGUCAGAGCCCUAGGUUGAAGAGGUGUCACUUACUAUCAUACUAAUGACCCUGGAUUCUACAUUUCUGCAAUAUAUUUUCCAGAGAAUCCUAUUUACAUGCUGAAUAGGAGCAACUGGCAAGACACAACCAAACCCUGUGGGAUUUUACUCACCACAAUCUUCUAGGAUUUCCUUGCCACGUAGCAAUUUUUUUGUUCCUGUUUAAUUUGUCUUCGCCUCUACAUGAUUCUGUGUUUCUAUUCAUUAUCAGUGUAUAAUUUCAUAGGUUAACCAGGCUAUUGUCAGCCAACAAUCAAAAUCAAUGUGUUUCUCAAGACUCAACUGGUGUGAUAUCCUAUCUUGCACACAGAAGGGUAGAGAUAAAUUAUUUUAGGGGGCAACAAUCUUCUUGAUAUGCUUUAUCAUUGAAACACUGCAUUUUAAAAAAAAAUAGAACUUGGGUAGUUUUCUCAUGCAAACUUGAGAGAUGUGUCAGUGUGAUAAGUCAAAAACUACAAUUAACUGAGUUAUUAAAAAUAUAAGGGAUAUUGUUAUCUCACAUGUUAGAGAUACAGAGGAUAUUAUUUACAUCCAAUAAAGGUCCUGGAGGUAGAUAUGUUACAAGUGUUAGUAUGUGGGUUUUUUAAGAAAAAUUAUUCCUACCUGCAUUAAGAACAUUCAUGAAGCAUUUUUGUUUUGAUAUGUAAAAGUAUUUAGUGAUGUAUAUAGUUUACAGCACAUGUGAUAAUGGCCAUUAAUUGAAAUUAAAUAUAGUAAAAACUGUUAUUUAUUUAAUUGAAAAUAAAGAGAUCAGAUUGCACAGUUUCCACCUCAUAAAUUCUCAUAUUCUGGAGCUUCCCUUUUUUAUAUAUAUGAUCAAAGGAAUGUUCUUAGGCACUCAGUAAGGAAUCUGUUUGUUCACGGGUCAUUCUCCUUCAUAGAAGACAACAUGCAAGCAGCACUUGGAAUGUUGCCCAAUGGAUAUGGUGGACAUAUACUUAAAAAUAAAUAAAUGCUGACCACUAUCAGAAAGUGAUUACAUGUGCUGAUUCGUGCAGUUAGAUUUUUUAGGUAAAUGUAGGAGGAAAGCUUUUUGUAUUCCUCUUUCUUCAUCAGUAAAAUAGAAAUAGUUCACAGAGGCUGUGAAAAACACAUUAAAUAUUGUUUUGAUGUAGAACUGUUGUUUUUUGUCGUAUCCCUCUCCCUGUCUUCUCCCAUCAUCCUUGUUUGCUAUUACUAAUCAUUGUUGUCCAUGAACUACAUUUGUUUGUUUUUGUUAACUAGUUUAUUUCAGUCUUUUAUAUGUCUGUGAUAAAUCUUAGUAAAAAUUUCACAUAUUUUAAAGUACUUUUUGCAUAAUAUCUUUCUAGAGUAUUCUAGCAAGAUGCAUCCAGCAGAAUUAUGGUUGAAUGAAAGAAACUGCCAGUGACCAAGAAAAGGGAAAAAAGUAGAUUAAUCAGCUUCCGUAUCUGUCACUGUGCACAUUUGGAAGUCAUUAAUGCUAUUGUUAGGAAAAUUUUAAUAUCUCAUUCUAAUUUUGAAAAGAAAAGUUGUUGUGUAGAGGAAAAGGACUAACUGAAUAACUGCAUAAAGCAGAUUCAGACUUUUCUUCCUUGUUUUAGUUUUUCUGUUUUAAGUUGCCUACAGAGACGUGGAAGCAAGGGAUAGUUCUUUUAUGAAAUAUAUAUUUGGUUGAUCAGUUAUCAUUGGAGUACUUUGGACACUUUUUUCUUAUUGCUAUUUCACUUCUUAUCCUCGCCUUUCCCUAAGGUCACAGGAUCCCAACGCAGCAAGGUAAAAUAAUGUGUGUGUGUUUAUGUGGGUCUAAUUUUGUGGUAUUUAGUUUUGUUAGACCCAACAUCUUGGACAAGCUCUCUAAGGAUGCUUUCAUAUAUUUCUGAAUCUUUUCAGUUCCAAGAGUGACACAUGCUCUCUUUUUAAAAAAAAACAAAUUCAAUGCUUUCUACAAUUUCUAUUGUAAGAAUUAGAAUAAUAAACUAUAUUAGGUAUACCAUACAAAAAACCCCAUGGCAAAUGAAGCAACUUUUCAUUUAUUUUCUGUCAUCUUCAAAAUUUAGUUUGUGGACUAAGUACUCUUGACCACAGUGCAAUUUAUGAUUGUGAAAGCUGAACAGAGUGAUCAAUAAGAGACUAUUUCCAUUACUAAUUGAUAGCAGUCUAUUUGGUUGUUUAUUGGGAUUAAAAUAUUACUUGGCAUCAUGUGUGUCAGAGAAUGUACUGAUAAUUUGCUAUAUAACGACCUUAUGUUACUAUUUAUCCUGGUGUACUGUGCCAUGAAUAUACUAGGGUAAACAAUGAAAUACAGAGUCUAGCCAAACACUGAUUAUAAAAUGUUUAAUUUUACUUUAUAAAUAGUGGCAGACUUUUGAAAAAGUUUGACUUCAAAUUUUAUAUUUCUAAUAAAAGAAGACUUUUGGACAAGAACUCAUUCUUGUUUCCAUCCCAGCAAACAAGCCAAAGUGAGGAAUAUCCUGCACUCAUAUACUAACUCAAUGUAAGCCAUGCAAACUGCUGUCUCCUAAAGGUAAAGGUCAAGGGGACCCCUGACCAUUAGGUCCAGUCGCGGACGACUCUGGGGUUGCGGCACUCAUCUUGCUUUAUUGGCUGAGGGAGCCGGUAUACAGCUUCCGGGUCAUGUAGCCAGCAUGACUAAGCCACUUCUGGCGAACCAGAGCAGUGCAUGGAAACACAGUUUACCUUCCUGCCAGAGCGGUAUCUAUUUAUCUACUUGCACUUUGACGUGCUUUCAAACUGCUAGGUUGGCAGGAGCAGGGACCAAGCAAAGGGAGCUCACCCCGUUGCGGGGAUUUGAACCGCCGACCUUCUGAUCGGCAAACCCUAGGCUCUGUGGUUUAACCCACAGCGCCACCCGCGUUGUACAAGUCUCCUAGUACUUGACAAAUGACAGUGAUGUUAAUGAACUGUCAACAUAUUAUCAGAAGCACUGUUCAAAGAGAUACUGCCAUUUCUAUUGAACUCAUCAGUCUUCGGCAUUGACAAUCCCUUUAUCUGACAGAUGUUUCAAUAUUUGAAGUUACUCUUUGUAUUAGUCAUGAUUAGUUUUUUUGCCUCUAAUCCUGUCCGCGUAUAAUAUAGUCUUCAUAUUUACCCUCAAUAAAGGUAAAGGUACCCCUGCCUGUACGGGCCAGUCUUGACAGACUCUAGGGUUGUGCGCUCAUCUCACUUAAGAGGCCGGGAGCCAGCGCUGUCCGCAGACACUUCCGGGUCACGUGGCCAGCGUGACAAGCUGCAUCUGGCGAGCCAGAGCAGCACACGGAACACCGUUUACCUUCCCGCUGCCAAGCGGUCCCUAUUUAUCUACUUGCACCUGGGGGUGCUUUCGAACUGCUAGGUUGGCAGGCGCUGGGACCGAGCGAUGGGAGCGCGCCCCACCGCGGGGAUUCGAACCGCCGACCAUGCGAUCGGCAAGUCCUAGGCGCUGAGGUUUUACCCACAGCGCAACCCGCGUCCCUAUUUACCCUCAAUAGCUUAGGAAAAUUAACCUCACUAAUUCUUUUCAUCCUAUACUAAAGAACCUAAGGUAUUGGUUGUUAUGUCCAUUUCAAAGGAUUGGAUAGUAAAUGAUAAACCCUAGGCUGUAAUUCAGGAUUGCUCUAUUCACUUCUCUUGGUUCGCAUCUCAUUGUUAUACAAAUUUUGUGAGAUAGAGGGUUUUAAAGCAUUUACCUUGAACAAUAAAUGCUGACUGAUCAACAAUCCCACUAAAUGGCUAAGUCUCUUAACUUAAACCUUGAAGCAUUUUCAUUCAUACUCCUGUGUGAAUAUGGAUGAGCUUAUUUCUUUUAAUAAUCUCUUUCAGAAGGAGACAGUUACAACAAAUGGGUAGCACAUCCUCCAUUGUCUUCAUAGAGUGAUGAAUUCCUCAGGGUUUUUUUUAUAAGGCUCAUACCACAUAACAGCAACCUAUUCCACAUAACGCACAUAUUGAAACACUCCACUUGGAUCAAUUGAUGGUCUGGGAGCAUUCACGGCUAUAGCAAUACUGAAGCUAACAGUUGUGGACUCUUCAGUUCUGUCAUGUGACCUGUCAACCCAGCAUAGAACACUAUUUUAAGGGCUUGCUUUCCCUCUGCUAGGCUUAGGCAGAGCAUCAGCAGCCUCACUACUGAAUGGUGUGUGGAUCUGGUACAACUCUGUUGGCUUAAUUUACAAUGUCUUGCUUUAUGCUAGGUUAUUUUGCAUAGGAUUACUAAUUUAUAUAUAGUCAAAUCCUACCAAUUCCUGCCACGUUAUAUUGUUACUGGCAACCCCAAUCCCUGCCAAGCCAUGCAUGGGAUUCCAGGGGUCUUGACCCUCAGCUAGGAUCUGUGCUUCUUUGGAGAAUUGAAGACGUGGCGGAGGCUGUCGUAGCUGUAAGAAAUAUGGUUUAUUCACAUCGUUACUCCUGAGUUUAGAUGGAGUUGGAAUUUUACAGCAUGGUCUCAAAGGGACUUGUUCCCCACAGGAUUCCAGCACUGGAGUCCAAGGCAUCUCGCCCAGCUUGCUAUCAGCCAGCCUGCCCAAGGUGGAUCUCUCUAUGUUCUCCCUUCUUCCCAGCACACCUUACUGAAGACACACUUUCCCCAUCACCCAUCUCACACCCGCUAUUACCUUGGCAACCUUUGUCUUCCCAGGCCCAAGUAUUCCUUAUAUUAACACCUCUAUCCCAGGUGAGGCAUUGGCUUGGAAAGGAAACUUACCCUGUAUUUUUCCACUGGCCUGCAAUCUUACCUUCUAUACUCCAAAUAGUCAAAAUCCUGUCAUUUAUUAAUGUCUAGGGUUUAGGGCCCCCUCCACCCAAACUAUAACACCACAUUAAUACUUGAGGGUGGUUCAACUAGCUCUCCUUUGAUGUCCCUUCAUUUCACUUACAAUACUACAAUACUUCAAUAAUUUCCCAUUAUCGCUUUUAUGUGCAUCUAACGAAUUCUCUUAAUAUUCUGUGGCUAGGAUCCAACAAUGGCUUUUCACUUGCCUGUGAUAGUUCUUUUUUGAAGUCCUUUUUUCUAGUGGAAGAGUAUUGCAUUAGAAAAGAAACCACAAGUUUUUCCAUUGGUGCAGGCCUUUGCACAACCCUGAUUGAUUCACUGUGGUGCUGAUACAUUAUUCUGUUUACAGUUGCUUGAGACUUCACGGGACAGCUGCAAUAUUUUUUGGUGUGCAUGUCAGUUUAGAUAGAUCAUUUUUAAUUCAGCUGAGUGCAACUGCAGAAUUAUUAGGCUGUAAAGAAAUAUAACAACAUUUAUUUGCAUGAUACACUCUAUUUAUUACUUGACAAUUGGCACAAACCAUUUGCUUUCAAUACUUGUUUCCCUGGGCAAUACUUCAUAGCAUAUUUUCCAAGUUACUUUGCUUAUCUAUAAUAUUCCAUAUCUGUAAUACAGUGCACCCUCAACUUAUGCAAGGGUUACGUUCUUUGCACAAAAUCAGAACUCCUGAACCACCUUUGCUGUCCAAGAUCUCACAAGUUGGGGGCUGUCUGAGAUCGCAUGAGAUGGCUCUGAGAAGAUUAUGCAGAUGGUAUGUAAGGUGGAGGGUAUGCUUUCUGCUGCGAGAAAAGUGUGGAAAGAGCCUUUAAGCCCUCUGCCUUACUUAGUGGGCUCUGGGAUGUGAGAUCUUGGUUUUUCUGGGUCUCAGCUGAAACUGGGUCCCUUCAGAUUUGCCACUGCAAUUCCCAUGUUGGUAGUGGCUUCUCUCUCUCCUUUAAAAAUUGUUUAAGGGCUGCUAGCACUGGCUUUGGUUGAAGAAGCAGAAGUCUAGUUGCUACCCUGUUUCCUCCUCAGAAUACCUCUGCAAUGAUUCAUGGACACACUAGACACAAUCUGCUGGCAUUCUGUAGAGGUAAAAUAGUGGAACGGGGUGUGUGUGUGUGUGUGUGUGUGAGAGAGAGAGAGAGAGAGAGAGAGAGAGAAAUCACUACCAUGGUAAGUGACUCAAAAUUGGAGGGGUUUUGUGGAUCCAAAAAAUCCAGAUGAUCCAGCAACCUCAGUGAUAGGGUUGCCACUGUCUUAAAGUUUCAGUCAUUUCAUCUGCUUGUAGGUGAAAGGAUAAAAUUUCAUUCCCAACACAUUACUUUUAGCAUAGUACCUGUGACGUAAACAAUCUGGGAUUCUGAAAUAAAUUCUUCUGGAAUUUCUUGACUAUUAACAUCUUACAUAAAUGUGGUUCACUUUGCCGUGGGUCUGAAUCAUAACUUCACUAUUUACUAUUAUGGAUAAAUUUAAAAAAAACUACUACAAUCAUUGGUUUAAAACAAUGAAAGUGAGAAAAGGCUCAUAUAUCACAAAGUAAUUGCUUCAAAUGGUGCUUUCACAAUUUGUUUUAAAGCUUUUGUUCUAAAGCAGCUGGAGAUGAACUUCUUUUAAUGGAAGUUGAGAGUCUGGGGCUGCCGCCGCCCCAUACACUAGUUCACCUCACUCUCUCAGUGAUCUUGCAUGCAUCUCUCCAGAAUAUGUGUGUCAGGGAACUGCCAUCAGUGCCGGAGGGAGAGAACAAAAUCCAGAGGGAUUCCGGAGAGCGUCCCGGGAGUGGGAGAGGCAGCCCAUCUUCUGGGGAAGAGAAUCAGCGUAGCACCAGUGGAGAAGGGGGGCAGAUGGGGGAAGCGGCGAAGCGGUCCCAUGACUCCUUGCCGGGGACCAGCGGGGAGAGUAGAGGUCCUCCGCUGCCUACGCCCUCCUUGCGCAGAAGGCUUUCGCGCAGAGAGAGUAGGAGGAGACUAGGUGUCAAAGAGCUUCUUUGCUGGAAGAAGUUUAAGAAACGCCCACUGACGGAUACUGCCAGCGAUUGAGACAGCCACAGGUGAGUGGCUGUCCGGACAGGAAAGGUUCACUCAGGCAACCCAGCCAGGUGUUUGCACCGGCUUACGCACGAGCAACCCCUAGAACCACUACAAUGUUGAGCCAUUAUACACAUAACUAUUUGUGAAAUUAAUCUAUAAUGAGACAUUUAAUAGUGUUGUUUCAAGUGGAAGAAGACAUUCAGCAGCAAGAAGAUUGUAUUACAUUUGUCACAUACCUGUAUAUUUGUGUUCUGUGUUAAAGUAUGCAAUAAUGUUUCUUUUCUUCAAAUCACUUUCUUUUUGUGUUCUGAAUUGUCGCCCCUCCACCCUCUUUCCAAGCUGAUUUAUUUUCCUGCCUCUUCACAAAUAAAAUGGAUUUGUAUAGGCUCAAUUGCUCUUUAAAGGGAAAAAUUAUAUAGCGAUAUCUAAUAACUCUUUGGAUUUCGUUCUCGCUACUACCACUUGCUAUUGGAAAUGACUUUCCUGGUGAAAUAAUACAAAAUUACUUCCACUCAACUCUCCUUCAGCUGAAAGGGGAGAGUCCUCAUGCUAAUGUGUUGUUGUUAUUGUUUCUAAAAUGAUGGCAAAAAUGGAUAAGUGAUUUUUUUUCUGUGGAAUGGAAAGAAAAAGAUGGUUGGGUCUAAAAAAAAGAAAUGUAGAAAAAAUAUUCAAAAGACUUUUGAGUCAAAAUAUUGUAUUGCAGCUUCAUUGAAACGGUGUUGUUGUCAUGUCUUGGUUGUGUGUGUCUUUGUUUUUGUUUCUCCCCUCAUAGGAAGAGGUUUAAACAAAAAUGCAAACUUUUCAAACUCCAGUGGCCGCAAUGGGAUGCAGCGCUGCCAUAUAUUCCACUUUUCCUAAUCUGUGCUUUAUUUAGAUUUCUUAUAAUGCUUGAGAAAUUUCAGCCAUAGGAAGAGAAUAAUAAUACUUAUGCAUUUUAUUUUCACAUUAUGAUUACAGAGCAGCAGCAGCAAAUGUAAGAAUUCUCUGGUAACAAAAUAACUGACACAGUUCAUUCAUCAUCGUGUUUAGUUGAAAAUAAAGUUUACUGUUGUUCAUUGCCGAUCAAGUGUGCAUAAAAUUAGAACUUUUGAGUUAAGGAUUUUCCCCUUUAACUGUUAUUAAAUACAUUUUCUCCCCCACCUAAAUAUUUAGAUUUUUGAUGUUGAAUAUAUCCAGAGCUUUAAAUUGUUUAAGCCUCUUCUGUCUUCCAGUGUCUACUUUUUUCUUUCUUUUUGCUUUUGUUUAUGGUAGCAAAACUGACUACAUCUGCUGCAACUGCUUUUAGGUCCUACAUAAUGUGGCGGUUUUUGAUGUUAUAUGACUUAAUAGUGUCAUGCUCCAUUAACCUGGACCUUUGGAUGGAUUCCCAGUUAUAGGGCUCUAUGCAACUUCAACUUUUCACUAUAAUUCUAAAUUUUCCAGCAUUCUCCCAUUUAUUACAUGAAAGCUGAAAGCUAAACGCUAUCUAGAUUAUCCUUUUUAGAUUUGAGAUUUAUUCAAAGUAAAGAUCAGUCAAUGCCUAUCCAUCUAUAGCACAUCAAAAUUGUAAAAUUUAAAGGUGAACCAAAGCUUACCCUCUUAUGUCACCUUACUUGAAAUUGACACAUCUCUCUAAAUUAUGCAUCUUAUAAAAUAGUCACUGAAUAUAUAACAUAUUCUUUUAUCAUAUUGCGUGAGUUUGAAUUGUAAGAGAGAUGAACUGAACUUUAAUAAGAGACUCAAACUAGAUAAUAUUUUAACAUAAUGUGAAAACUGCAGCACCAGAAUAGUACAAAACAACAUUUUUGAGACAAGACAAUAUACAAACUCAGGUAUAUGAAUUCUAGCCUAAUUAUUUCCAGUUGAGACAAUUCUUCACUGAAAAACCUGGCACUAAAUUUCUACCAUACGGAAAAAAGAGCAAGGAGAUCGGAAGUCUGUAAAAGAGAUGUUGGAUAUACAGUAUUGCAUAUACUGUAUCAGACUAAAGUUGCUAUAGAGCUCAUACCUACAUAAAAGGUACAAUGUGAACUUAAGUUAAAUGGCUGGGAUUUAUGUUUAGGAAAAAGAAAUGGAAAAGCAAAAGCUCCUGUACCAGCAAGCAAGACUGCAUGAUCGAGGAGCUGCUGAAAUGGUCCUUCAGACAAUUAGUGCCAGUAAAGGUAAAGGCUUUAAAAUUGUAUAUGUAUAUGCUAUAUCUGGUGAAGAUUUUAAUUUAACGUUCUGUUCCAUCUUGCUCCAUCAGAAAGGUCAACAUCUGUUUUCUGUUCCCAAAUAUUCCUGGCCAGAAGUGUGUAUGUGUACAAAGGCGUGGGAGGUCUUCUCUUGAGCCAGAAGGAGACAUAGGUGUCAAAAAUAGGGCCGACCUUCACUUACAGUAAUAAUAUCAGCACUGGAGCUGAGAGAGAGGCAGCACAUGAGGCUACUGCCAGCAGCCCAUGCUGGUCCUCAUAAGCUGUUUCUGGUGCCACUGAUGGAAUCAGAAGAGGGAACCAUGGUGAUGACUUCAAGGUGUAGGCAGGAGCCCUGCAGGUGGGUGGGUGGGUGGCAUUGUCUCUGCUCUCAAGGCACAUUUGCUGCUCCUUGCUCCACAAUAGCUAGGAAGCUUACAGGAAAAUCGCAUGUGUUUCUGGCCUCCAGGCAGCCUCCAGAUCUUCUCAGCUUAGAGCUUAGUUAGAGGCAUUGAGUGAGGAUUUAAGUUCUUCACUUAAAGUGACAGCUACAAGCAUCCAACUCUCUUCCUUGAGAUGACUGGCUCAUGACUCUCUCCGACUGGGUGUAGAUUUGGGGAAUACAAGUAGGAGGGAGACCCCUGUCGUUCUGCUUCUCUGAGGUGUUUGAAGGCGAAAUUAAAAGUGACAUUAAUUGCCUGGUUGUGGUUAAUUUGUUAACUUAAAAGCAGCCACAGGAGAAAACCUGAGCAGCCUUAGGCAGGGCAGACUUUGGUCUUUCAAAUUUCAGUGGCGCCCUGUGCGAGGCCAACAUUCAGUGCUCUCCUGCCUCUCACCUUCUGUUCUGCUCAGUUCACUACAUCAUAGUUGUAGCGCCUGCAACACCAAAUCUGCCUCUGCCACAGGACUAUAACAACUAGGCAGCCAAAAUUUAACCCCUUUUCUCCAAGGACAAAAUAGUCCCAAUACGGUCUCUCCAAAGCUGCCAUUUGCAUUUCAUUGGUAUUGGGGGUGGAUUUCUUUCUCAUGUGUUGGGGAAAGUACUAGGAAAGAUUAAGAGCAUAAGAAAAGCCUGCUGGAUCAAGCCAAUGGCCUAUCUAGUCUAGCAUCCUGUUCCCAUAGUGGCCAACCACUAUGGUGUCCAGUUUUCCAAAACUCAAAGCCUGUUUCUACAAUCACCUCAUGGGUGAAUGUAUAUAACUGAAUUAUAUUAACUAAAGUAAAUAAAAAAUUAUCAGCCCAUUAAUUGAAAAAAGUAUACAUUUUCAACUGGCCAUGCAUAAGAGGGGCAGCUAUGACAGCGCUGCUUUGGCAUGUCCUUUAGAUAGACAACUGCCCAGCCUUAUCUCUGGUUUUUAAAAAUAUUUGUGUUGCAUCAAACUUUUAUGGUCUAAUUGGUGUUUAUUAUUUCUCUUAAUUUUAAACCAUAAUUUAUAUUAUUCAUGUUUUACUGUUUAAAUUGUUUGUAUGUUUAUUAGCAUACAAAUUAUUUAGAAGUUUUGUAAAUAAAUGUUUACUUUUCAGGUGAGAUGGGUCCAAUGGUUGCAGCCACCCUAAAACUUGGGAUUGCCAUCUUGAAUGGAGGAAAUUCUACUGUUCAGCAGGUAAUUUAGCUGGUAUCUCAAUGUUAAUUAUUUCUUUCAUUUCAGAUACAAGUAUUCUCGUAUCUUAUUUUGAAUAGAUGCACUUUUUGAAGACGGCUUAACAUUUGUCACUAAUCAAAAAUAAGAAAAUAUUUUGGAGCUCUCAGAUUUUGUAAAGACUGCUUGGCCAAGCAGUAAAAAGUUCUGUUUCUGCCUACCAGCCCUACAGAAUCCAGGUGGCUAGUGACAAGAAAAAGAGCGUCAUAACAUAUAAGGCCCUGAGUCAAGUAAGCGGGAUAAGGACUGCAGCCUAAGCCCCCUCCCACUUCGCUCCAGUAAACUUGCCUCCACUCAACAAACUGGCAUGAAGCCUGCAAGUUUUGAACUUUGAAAAGGCGCAUAUUGCAUUAUUUUGUUUCUGACUUUAGGGGAAAGGAGGGAGGGAUUCAACUCAGUAGUAGGGGAGCAGGAGGAGGAGAGAAAGAGAUUGAUGCUGAUCUGCAGCUGCCUUUGUGCCUGGCUGAUUUACAGCUGGGGGCCCAUCCCCUAGCCGCCUCCAUUCUUCAUACGACGCCACAUCGUGCCACACUACUGUGGCCGUUUUACUGGCUAAUUCUCACUUGCACACUCUUUGAUUGAUCUACCUUCAUACUCCCUUGCCAUUUCUCCUGCUGCUCAGCUCCCAGUGCUUGUCUAAACUCACAGCCUCACAGAUUUCUGGGGUGAUUUUUGUACCCCAGCGGGGGCCGCCUCUGCCCACCUGGAGAUGCCAAAAGUUGCAUUUGGGAGAUUUUACAUGCGAAGCAUUUUCACUCUCACUGAAAUAUAGUCCUUUGCUUUCCACCCUAAAUUUUCUCUUUUUAAAUCAUCCAGAAACUUUGUAUCUUCUAAAAAUGCUAUUGGUUUUUAUUUUUAAAUUGCUGCUGCUCUGUUGUGUCUCUUCUGUGUUUUAUAUGGAUCUGUGUACUUUAAUGCUUUUACUAUUUGCAAGCACUUCUGGAGAUUAUAGUGGUAGUAGUAGCAGUAGUACUACACACAACAUUUUUUUCCUCUUUUUGGUUUGAAGAAAAUGCUUGACUACCUCAAGGACAAAAAGGAUGUAGGCUUCUUUCAGAGCCUUGCUGGUCUUAUGCAGUCUUGUAGGUAAGAGAAAAUGACUAUAUUAUUUUACAUUACUAAAUAUGCUAUGUUAUCGUUAGACAUGAAGAAACCAAAUUCAGUAUCGAAAUGCCUAUCAGCCUGGCAAAAAAAGUGCCUACCUGUGGAUGUUGUUUGUCCUAAGCAAGUUUCACAGCACAUUUAAUUUGUUCCUCUGAAAUAAUUAAGCCCUUAAAAUUCUCUUGAAGCCAAGGCACAUUUACUUUAAAAAAAAUCUUUAAAGGCUAUGCUUCUUUUGUGAUAAACCAAUGCUUUUGCCAGAAACACUUGAUUCACAUAAGUAUAUUUUACUUCACUACAACAUAAGAUAAUGUAAUCUGUGGUAAAACUGGAACUAUGCAUUGCUUUUUUUCAUUUUAGUGUUCUUGACCUAAAUGCUUUUGAACGCCAGAACAAAGCAGAGGGCCUUGGCAUGGUAACAGAAGAAGGAUCAGGUAUUAUCAUCUUAAUGAAAAAUUAUGUGUAACUUUUCCCGUUAAAUCCACUGAAAAAAGUAAGUCAUGUUGAAAUGUAUUCAGUGAAGGACCGCUGCAAACUAAAGCCACAUUCUUUAGUUAUUUAAAUUAUAUAUCCUCAAAUUGUUUAGAGUGUAAUUGAAUUUUGACAGGAAACCACUUUCCUGAGGGAUUUUAUUUCUUUAUUUCUUUUUCAUUUUUACCACAGGUAACAAUUAGAUGUAUAAAUUCUAAAAUUAAUAACACCACAGAAAGGUGGCUUCUUCAGGAAAUAUUUUUGCUUGGAAAUGUUUUGAAAUCCUUUUCUUCAGUUUUUUUUCAUUAAAAAAUACAAGUAUCAGAACUUUUGCUUUUGAACCAGUUUGCCUCUUCUAUCCCUAUCAUCAACUCAUUCUUAAUUUUCCUUUGUUGUCUCUUUGUACUAUUUUAUUGUUAUUGUUUCUGUCCAGGAUCACUGAAUUAUUUUCUAUAUGUUUAGUUGUUCUACCAAUCCUUUCUCUGUAUUACCAGUGUAUUUCUUCCAUAACCUACUUCAGCUAAUACUUCUCAUAUUUUUAUUCAUUAAAAUAAAGGGGAAAAACUUGAAUGUUUAUUUACCGUUGCAUUUUGUAAUUUCUUUACUCAUAUUUUUAUGCUGCAUGUAUCAGUAGUUAUUUUGCCUCCAGCUGUUAUAACUUGUAUAUCCUUUAUUAUUCAAAUGUUUUCAUCAAGCUAAAAGCCAUGCACAUUAACUUGACUGAAAACCAUUAAAGCACAUUAGGAUUCCUUCUUUUAAGUUCUGUUCUUUUCUCAAAUAGGCUCCACUUUUUUAUUGUGGUAUGAAAAUAGACAUUUAUUUUUCACUCAUUUGAGUAAAGUCAGCUCAUAUGAGUAAAGAUAGUCAGAUUGCGUACAGAUUUGCUUGAUCCAUUGUUAUGCUUCAGAAUUCUUUGGACACUGAAGGCAUAAUUUAAUUUUUUUAUAAUUAUUCACAGUAACUCCUGGAUUUUCAUUUUAAUAAGUUCAUUUUUCUUUUAAAACUCUACAUCUGUUACUUAAACUGUAAAGGCAUGCAUUUAUACAUAACUAACAUGAAUGAAUGGUUAUCUAAUGUCAGGAUAUAUUUAUGCCUCCUCGUUUGAAGGAUUUUUUCCCCCCGAUUUGAUGUUUUUGAUUCAUUGAGAAUUGCUAAAAGCAAUGCUACGUAUAUUUUUAAUCUGCUGAAACAAAUUCUCAUGUUUUUCUUUUUUCGUUUUCUUUUUUUAAAAAUAAAUGUCCUGUCUUUCCCUUCCUCAGUCAUCACUCAUGAACGUGGUAAUUAUUGCACACAAAUUGCCUUUCUUUUUCCUGUUGUUAGCUUUGUGUCAGCACUGUACAGCUCCUGAACAUCAUGUAGUUUGUUUUUGUUCUCGGAAUUUAAAAGAGUGGGCUCUUUUUAUUAUUAUUAUGGUUGUAUUCUCCAAACUUUACGUUUGUAUGCCAACUUUCCCCACAUCUUUGUUUUUCCUCCCUUUCUCAGGAUUUGCACAGUAACUGGCACACUAGAUGUAAGAGCAGCAAGCUUUUUUGGUUUUUCUUUUUCUUUUCCUGCUUCAUUUGGUGGUGCUUAUUUUCUUAGUGGGCCAAGUAUUUGUGAUGGUUGGAUGUAAACAAAAUGUGUGCAUAUGAUAUUAAAACCCACCAUGUGCUGUAGUCUUCCUGUAGCAUUUUUGUUGUGUAUUUAAUGUGGCUUUAUGGCUGCAUUGGUCUGUGCAAUCAUAGGAAAUCAGUGGAGGAUCCAGAGUUGGGUUUGGAGGUGGGAUAGGAAGGGGUGAUGAUAUCUGAUGAGGUCCCUCUCAGUGCAGACACACUGAAAUCCAUGAAUUAAGUCAUGACUCACUUAAGUCCAUCCAUUUCAGGGAGUCUGCUCUGAGUGUGACUUAGUCAGAUAUGGCCUGGGACGUUUAGUGACAGAAGAUACAUUUAGAGUGUAAAAGUAAACAUCAUUAAUGCACGCUAACCAAAAUCAUUACUGUGCUGAUAAGGCUUCGCUUACAGUGUUGUAGAUGCUAAUGUUCCUCACUGAGUCAUGAACUCUAGUGGACAGGGCAAAGCUCAAAACCAUUUAUUCAGUAGAGAUAUUAAAUUCUAAGGGUGAGUUUGCUGAAAUCAGUUUUGACAGGGAAAGAGGUAAUAUUCCCUCCAUUCCUCUUCCAUAGUUAACUUCUUAUAAAUGCACCCCUAUGUGUUGAAAUCACAAUUGAACAAACUUCAAAUGCAGUAUUUGGGCAUGGUGAUUAAGACCACUGAAAAACGAUUAUUUCCAUGGAAAAGUUAUCAAGCACAGUCCUAUGUAUAUCUAUGCAAAAGUAAGUCCCAUUGAGUUCAGUGUGUAUAAGGCAAGUAUGUAUAAGACUGCAGCGUUAAAUAGUUCCUUUAAUCUCUUCCACUGAAACUUCACAUACAAAUUGCUUAAUUUCCUUUAAUCUCUUCCUUUGAAACUAAGAAAUUCAGAAUGCUCAAUUUUUAAUUGAAAGUGCCUUUUUAAAAAGUCAUUUGUUAAUCACCAGUUAUAAUUAUAUAAAAUCUCCCUAAAAUAUGAAUGAUUCUAAGAGACAAAGACUCCAACAACUUAUUUAUUCAAAAAAGUAGCCACAUACAUGAUGAAAACCCUUUUCUGAUGGAAUACUAUAAUUUUUAAAUAUUUUGCCCUGAACUAUACAGAGUCCAUGAAUGGACUUCCUCAUUCAGUUGGGUAGAGGAUAUGGGACACGAAUGCAGGACUGAAGCAUAUGGGAAGUUCACACACACAGGGAUCCAUUUAUGUUCGUGAUGGGGGACUUUCCAACCCUGCAGUGCACUAUAGGUAGACAUUAUUGAUCUCUAAGCAACAAAAUGGGAACCUGAAAGCAGAAAUUAUAUAGACACAAUUCCUCUAGCAGUCAUCUGUAUGAACACUGUUGAAAAUUUAUGGGCUCCAGUGGUAUUGGUAUAAUUGUCAGACAGAACAAUGUAGACUACACAACCAGGUAUACAACAAGCUACAAAAAGCUGUUUCUUAAAAUGGAUACUGAAAUUACGGAGAUCUAAUAUACUAUUUUUCAAAGAACACAUUUUUCAAAGUUGAGGGAUGUGUUAAUUCUUUUGAGUAAUGUUAUAUGUAUAUAAUAAUAUCCUCUUGGUUUAUCAAAGUUUUUAUAUCUCACUUGUUUAAGUUAUGAGCUUUUAUUGCAGGUAUUUGUUAAUACAAUUAUUUCAGAGAGAUCUUUUAACUGGUGGUGUCUCUUUCCACUAACUGUCUCUUUCCACUAGAGAGAAAAAAGAAAAUAGCAUAGUAAAUAAAUAUGCCAGUUGUUUCCUGUGUACUGCCCCUUCCUCUACAAUAUAUUUCUCCUGAUCCCCUCUCACUAUGACCAACUUCAUGCUUCAUGUUCUUAAUACUGGACCCCCCACUGGUAAAAACAUUGGUGGUUCUCUACCAGAUAUGUAUCUAAUUUGUCUUUGUGAUGUAAUCAAUGUUGCGUUUUCUUUAUGUGUUACGUUUUAAUUGCUGUGGUUAUUAUUGGGAAAAGGUUCAAAACCAAAGGCAUACAUUAUUGUACAUUAAAUUACACUACAUUUUCAUCUUACUCCUUAUAAUCCGUACAAUUUUCACAUAAAUCAUAAGCUUGAAAGUGCAUUAUUUCCUCUCCUUUGAACAUUUUAGGAUAGUUAACACAUAAUGUUAACCUGAUGUCCAAGAUACUUGGGUAAUGUUUGAGAUGUAAGGUUUUUACUUUCUUACUGAUUUUUGGUUUUCUCUUGGUAUGAGAUCUUAAUUUUAUGACCCAGACAUUGUAGGGGAAGUUUUAAGUAUUGUUACAUGUAUAGUAGAAAUAUAUUUUCUAGUCUGAUCAUAAGCAUGAUACCAGACAUCACAGCCACUGAGGUUAGUGGGAUUUACAAGCGUUGUGUUGCAGCCUAAAUACGCACCGGGGCAGAGGGACAGCUGCUUUACGCUAUUGCGUUGCCUCCCAGUUUUAGCCCUGUCCCUUUUCUUCCAAGAACUGCUGGGUUCCAGAGCAUCACUGAUGGCUUCUUGAACGAAUCCCAUUACAAAACGUUUUCGGUCAACACAUGUUCUCCUCUUCCUGAAUAGCAACAGUGGAUUUAGUGCAUGCUGUAGCAAGGAAAAGAACAUGUACUGUUGUUCAAGAGAACCUGAUCUAUUUUGUUUGUUUAUAAUGCUUACUAUUAAAUUGGUCAACAAAGUGACUUAGUAGCCAGUAUCAAAACAAUGCAGCUUUCUUCUAGAAAAUACAAAUGCACAACUUGGGCUGCCUAGGGACUGUUUCAUAGGUACGUUAUUGUGAGAUAAACCCAGUGUACAGUUGCCACAGGAACGGUUUCAUCUAUAAACAUAUGACAAGGGCCAGAUUUGGAAUCUUGGAAUGAAAAGAAAUAAACUUGCCUUGCUGGAUUGUUACUUUCUCAUGUUGCUGGUGAAGCUGAUCAUUGUGGGAUGUAGCACCAACUUGUAGUUGAAGGCAGGAAAGUAAAGUAGGCAGCUCCCAAGAGUCCAGUUCACUUUUCUGCCUUCCUCAAAAUGGUCAUGUUUGUUCUGUGGCCCAAAACUUUCUCCCCAAGGCAUUUGUUCCCAGGGGGUUGUUUUUAACCUUUCUACGUGCCUAUUCCAUUUCUGUGACUCGGCUACCACUGUCCAGGCUUUGUUCCUUCCCUUUUACUGUCCACGUCAGCCCACCCCCCCCAUGUUCUUGUCUUCUCAAGUUUUAAUCCUCUCCUGACCCUGCUCUUUAUCUUCCUUGUGUGUGCCUUAGAAACAUAUGCACACACAUACGCAAAAUAUGUAUCAGCUUGUGUUUUGAACCACACCCUUCAUUCCUCCAUGACUUUGCUCUUAUCCUUCCUUCUCCAUCUUGCCCUGUGUCAUCUUGCUUCUUUGUCAGAAGGAGCAGAGUGUGUGGGGACAUCAAUUUUCCCAGCCAAAAGAGCCAUUUGUCUUCCUUAGGAGGACAUGAGUCCUGGUCGAGUACACCCUCAUGUGUUGAACCACAGGUUUGGCUCUUACCCUUCAUGCUCCUCCUAGACAUGGCUGCCAUCAAACCAGUCCCUUGAGGUGAGUGUCUCUUCAGCAUCUACUCCAUAUUCUUUGUGGUGUUGAAGAGGGACUCAAAUUCUUGGACAGUUGUACUUGAUCUGAAACUCCCAAAUCAAUUCAGAAUGGAAGCUAUCAUCUGUACAGGUAGCCCUGCACCCUGAUGACAUUUUACUUCAAGAGAUCUCAAAGAAGCCUACCUCCAUCUCUUGCUCCAUCCUAGUAAUUAGAAAUUGCUUUGUUUGCCUUCGGCCAGCACCACUUCCACUUUCAGGCCCUGAAGCCACAACAGACACUGUAAUUCUCCCAAAGGCAUACUCUUCCAUUGUCUCCUGACACAGAGAGAUGCCGCUGCUGCCACCACCACCACCAACAAGAGCACUUGGGCAUCACCCUUGUUCCUUCACUGGGCUCAAUGAAAUUUAUUUGUAUGCUUUGAAUGAAGUGGCAUUAGGUAGGAGAGUCCCGCAACAGGUAACCUGCAGCCAUAUAUCUUACCUGAAUUUGGUAGAAGAAGAAGAGUUUGGAUUUGAUAUCCCACCUUUCACUCCCUUUAAGGAGUCUCAAAGCGGCUAACAUUCUCCUUUCCCUUCCUCCCCCACAACAAACACUCUGUGAGGUGAGUGGGGCUGAGAGACUUCAAAGAAGUGUGACUGGCCCAAGGUCACCCAGCAGCUGCAUGUGGAGGAGCGGAGACGCGAACCCAGUUCCCCAGAUUAUGAGACUACCGCUCUUAACCACUACACCACACUGGCUCUCACAUUGAUGAAAUUCAUCACCAGCACAAGAAAGGACUGUUAGUUCCUACCUGAAUUGUAGUUCUGUGUUGCUGAUAGAAGCUCAUCAAGACCUCCCUAGUUUCUUGGCUGCUUCCAGUUAGUUCAAUUAGUUCCUCUAUUCUUUUCCUUUAUAAUGGCAGUUUUACCACAAAUUCACUUUUUUCUCCUCUUAUAAUGUGAAAUAUGUAUGCUUACAUGUAACAGAUUUAAAUAAGCCUUCCCCAACCUGGUGGUCCCUGAAUGCUUUAGGCUACAACCUCCAUCUGCCACAGGUAGGAGGAGUGAUGGAAGUUAUAGUCCAAAAAAGCUAAUCAUUAGUGACAAGGAGAGAACAAGACUAUGGAGAGAUCAUUAGUAGUCUGGCAUUCAGCACUUUCAAGGGAGUACAUACACCACUUUUUAUUUCUUCCAGACAUUACUUUUGUUUAAAUACAUCUCUAUUUCAGAUAUUCCAUGGCAGUAACAUGAAGUCAUCUAUAUGUGUAACAAUAUCAUUUAAAUGCAGCAUGGGCAAUGGCAGUAUUUUAGCUAAAUAGUUAAUGUACAAUGAGACUUUAGAACUAUCUGAAUGUUUAACACAAGCUGUACAAAAUUGUUUUUAAAGGCUUCUGGCCGAGACUGCCAGUUUUCUUUUAUAUAAGCACAACAUAUUCCUUUAUUGUAGUUUAUUCUGCUGUGUCAAAACUUGGAUAGAGAUAUGAGCAGUCCUUCAAAAAAGGCUUGUACCCAUUCUCUCCAUUCAUUCAUUAAGAUCAGACUCCCUACAAUUUUUAUUCCAUGGCUCAAUGUCACCUUUUAAAAUAAAUUUCCUUUGAGAUACCUGUUGAAGAACUCAUCACAUAUUGCUCUUGAACAAGUCUGAUGGAGACCCUGUUUGUGAAUCAUUUACAUAGAUUUCUGAUAAAUUGAAACUUCAUAUAUUUGUAGAUUUAGGUAGGUAGCCGUGUUGGUCUGACGCAGUAAAAAAAAAAAAUGUCCAGUAGCACAUUAGAGACCAACUAAGUUUGUUCUGGGUAUAAGAAGUGUGCAUGCACAUGAAAGCUUAAGCCCAAACUUAGUUGAUCUCUAAGGUGCUACUGGAUAAUUUUUUAAAUUUAUUUCAUAUAUUUAUGGCAGGCGUGGGGAACCUCUAAUCUGCAGGCUCAUCUUGGCCUGCCAUGGGGUCCAAUUUGGUCUACAAGGCCAUUUCCCCCCAAACAUGCCCAUCGUACAUCAGUCCACUGGUGAUGUCAGCUGAUGGAUGGGAGGGCAGGGUUUAAUGCUGCCUUGGUGGUUGUUCCAUCAUGUUUUGAUGGUUCUAUUCCUACCUGGAGAGCUGAUUCCAGAAAGUGGUGCUAGGAGACUUAUGCUUAUCCCCAUGGCAUUUGUGCUGUGGUAUACUGCAGGAUUCAAUCUUGUGCUUUUCAACAUCUGCAUGGAACCACUGAUUGAUGUCAUGAGUUUCAGUCAGUUGGCAACAAAAUACAAGUGAUACUCAAUUCUCUUUCCUUUACAUCAGAAUCAGGUGAGAUGUUGGAAGUGCUGAAUCACUGUCUGGAUGAAGGAGAUGGACUGGGUGAAAGCUAACAAACUGAAACUCACUUCCAACAAGCCAGAGAUUCUAUUGGUGUGUGGUUCAGUCUGUUCUGGAAGGGUUCUCACUCCAGUUUAAAUGAUCAGGUUGGCAGUCUGAGGAGCACUCAUUGAUCCAGCUUUGUUGCUAGAGGUCCAAGUGGCCUCAGUAGCAUGAACUGCCUUUCAGCCCCUAAAGCUUGUGUGCCAUUUGUGAUCUCUCCUUGAUAGCAUGAAUGACUAUAGUUACCCAAGCUUUGUAAACUUUGGGUUAGGCUACAGAAAUGCAUUGUAUGUCGGGCUGCCUUUGAAAACCGUCCAGAGACCAGGCAGUCCAAAACACAGCUGUCAGUGUUUCUGAGCACGAUUUGAAGUAUUGAUACACAAAAACCUUCUGGGUGGUUUCACUAUCUGAAGUUAGGUGGACAGCUAUAGGGAAGGACUUUCCAGCACCUUGCAUGCAGAACUCUGGCAUGUAAUGUCCUUUGGGUGCUAAGCAAAGACCUUUUUAUUUUUAUUUUACUUCCCCAAGCUUUUAAACUCUGGUUAAUUUUGAUGCAUCCUGUGAUUGUUCUAUGUACUGCCUUUCUGUGUUUAUUUUCUUUUACUGUAAAUUGCCCUGGAAAUCUUAAAUUGAAGGCAGUAUAGAAAUGUUUCAAACUGAACGAAUGGAGGAAUAAUUCUGCAGGAGCCUCAUUGGGUCAGUAAUUGGUAGCCCUAUUCCAGAAGCUCAUUUGAGUCACACUUAAAAAACCAAGAUUAUAUUUCAACUAUUAUGCAAAGUUCAGAAAUUUCUAAAAUGUUGCCAAGCCCAUGCUACCAUUUUUUUUGAGAGAAAUGUAUUUCUAAAUUAUACAUAUUUUUCUUAUGAUAAAUAAAUACACCUUUCCUGCAAGUGAGUAUGACAUAUAUUUGAUUUUGAAAACGUGCUUUAAGUCUAGAUUCACUUAUAAUCUAUGCGGGUUUUUUAUAUCAAUCAGAUGAAUAUGUGAAGCUUCAGAGUUACUUUGCAACUUUUCAUAAUAUUUACUGGCAACUGGCUUUUCCACAGGAGAAAAGGUGAUGCAAGAUGAUGAAUUUACUUGUGACCUCUUCCGGUUCCUCCAGUUGCUUUGCGAGGGGCACAACUCAGGUUGGUUUAAAUAAUGCUAUUAACUAAUCCAGUGUUGGAGUAACCAGCUAUAAGUACUCACUGUAAAAGGCUUAACACCUUAAUGAAUUUUUCCAAAUAGUGCUCCAAAUAAGCAAACACAGCAUGAAGGAAGAAUAGUUAUGUAAAUUGAUAGUGCCAAUUUUCUUAAACAGUUGAGCUGUGAAAACAAAUUAAAUGACAUCUCUAGAAGCAUGUUAUACAGGAAAAAUAAGUGGAGCAACAUUGCUUAUUUUGUUGAUUCUUUCAUUCCCCUAAUUGUAAAUGUGCAUAACACAAGUCUUUUUUUACCAGGUAGACAAUCUCCCUAAUAGCUAUGUAGUACUACUUAGUGCACAGUACUACUACAGUAAUCAAGAGAUGUUCUUCUCCAAUGUAAGUGGACAGAAAGUAGAAAACUAAAUUUGAUCCUCCCUGUAAUUCAAUUCAGUUCUCCUACAAUAUCAAAAAAGUCUUCUAUCUCAAGAAUAACUAUAGUGCAUAAUCUAGAAAAUUAAGCAUAAUUAAAAUGUGUGAAAAAGAAAAAUACAGAUUAUCAGCAGGAAAUAUGCUUUAGAAAACAUGCAUUCUAUACUCUGAGAGGAGAUUUUAAAGGGAUUUAAGACAGGGGCUAAAGUUAAUUCAAUCUUGUUCUAUCUUUCCAAGAUUUUCAGAAUUACUUGAGGACUCAGACUGGUAACAAUACAACUGUCAAUAUUAUAAUAUCUACUGUGGAUUAUUUACUGAGAGUUCAGGUAAAAUAUAAUGCAUGUGAACUCUAGUUUGUUGAAAAGAAGUGCAUCAAAAUGCAAAAUUGUGUAACAUCAAGUGUUUAUAUUGCCACUUUUUUUUAGUUAUUUAAAAGUAUUUAUAAACCUUUUAAUGUAUUUUAAAAAACAAACAAACCAGAACCUUAUAAGAGAACUUGGAGGAAAGAAAUAAAAGCCUCUCCAAUCUUUCUGCUUCCAAGAGAGUAUGAAAAAAUAAAUUCCAAUGGGUGGGUGGGGGGUCAAUAUUCCUGUGCUACACUGCUUACCAGCCAACAAGCAUGAAAUAAUUUUGUACUAGCUUUUCGUGAUCCAUAAGUGUGGGCCCUGUACUAUUGUUUUUAUGUGAUUUUUUAAAGCUCUGCUUUAUUAUAUUGCUUUAGUGUUUUUAUGUUUUGUACUGUUUCACAACUCUAAUAUUGAGUACUGUAGUUUAUAAAUGCUUUUAAAUAAAAAUAAAUCUGGAGAGGGAAAGACAUGUACCUACAGAGUUAAAUAAUACCUUGGUUUUUGUUUGCUUUUAAAAUGGUUAUAAACAGUCAAACGUCUAAGAACAUGAUCUUGCUUAAUUGCCUUAUGCAACUAUCCUUCUAUAGUUUCCACACCCUCAAAAUAGCAUGAUGGCAAAUUUGGUGCAUCAAAAUCGAGAUCCCCCAAUUCUCUGCCAAUGCCAGCUAUUUGCCCUGCCCCCAUCCAUGAUCUCUUGCAUCUUCCCAAACGAUGCUGCAAAACGAUGAGGCUGCAAAAAGCAGCAAAGGACUCAAGCCCCAGAAAAAAGCUAAUGCAAACUAGCAGCUUACUCUGUCCUCUCAUGAUUUUUAGUUGCAAUGAAGUUUCCAUUGUCUAGAAGAAUUCUGGGGACUGGAACUUAAAAUGACAUUAGUCAGUUUCAUCGUUCUGGAGACUUUCUGAACACUUUGCUUUUUUUAAUUUGUCAAAUGCAAUUUUACUGAUGUUAUCACUAACGAUGAUGAUUUAUUUAUUUAUUCAGUUAGUUGUCUAAUACAAAAUAGUCUCUAGUUUCUGAGUUGUGAAUUCAUGCACUUUGUAUAUUUCUUCAUCCACUUUCAGGAAUCAAUUAGUGAUUUCUAUUGGUAUUACUCUGGAAAGGAUGUUAUUGAUGAACAAGGACAACGUAAUUUCUCUAAAGCAAUUCAAGUUGCAAAGCAGGUUUUCAAUACUCUUACAGAAUAUAUUCAGGUAACGUUUGAAACAACCCACAAACAAGGUAUAAAGUGUCUGCAUGUAUGGUGGGUGGUAAGAAAGAACAUUUGGAGCAAUAACUUUUGGCUGCACAAUAUAACUUCCACUCCCUCUCCUCUCCCACUAGAUAUAUUUGGAGUGGGUGUGUCUCCCAACCCUCUAGAACAAAUUUGGGGAGGGUGCAGAGAAAGCAGAGGAGAGGUUCUGUAGUAGAAGAAGAAAUCCUGAAGUGGAAGCAUUUCAUUGGAUAUUGCCCAGUAACUCUGUUCAUAUUCUUGUCCAAGUGAUGCUUCCCUACACUUAAUCCAGUCUCCAUCCAUUGAAAUGGGUGGACAAUUUUGUGUAUACAAAUUAAUGUGUAUGUGAAGCUGAAAGGAAAAGCCAUUUUUCACAGGGACCCCAUGGGCUAAGCAUGUCAGUUUGUUCUCAAAGAUGUUUCAUUUGUGUAACAUUUUCAUUAGCCAUUCCCACUGUCCUGACAGUAAUCAGCCAGAGGCAGCUUAUGUUAUAUUUCCCUUUUAACUUCAGUUUUGUUGUUUGUUAAAACCUCUUUUUCAGGGACCAUGUACGGGUAACCAGCAGAGUCUGGCGCAUAGCAGACUGUGGGAUGCUGUUGUUGGUUUUCUUCAUGUAUUUGCCCAUAUGCAGAUGAAGCUUUCUCAGGUACAAUAUCUAUAUAUAUAUAUAUAUUUUAAAAAAUGAAUUUAUUUUAACUUUAUUAAAGAAGACAGUCACAGCUUGUAGUAUCAAGGAGUACCCGAAGCUACAUACUUGGUCUCUCAGGGAGAGUGCUAGCCUGUCGAAAACAGGCUAACAUCCCAAUUCCUGAAACCAAUUAUCAUUGGCCAAUAGGACCCUUGUCUUACCAAUAUUUAUCCUCCGUUGAUUGGUCUUCAUUCACCUUCAUAAACACGGAUCCAUGUAGAGUAGCUGGGGUGGGUAUCAUUCCCCUUUUUGUUCAUCCAGUGAGUAAUCUUUUUUUUUUUUAAUUUAAUUUUUAUUAGUUUCAAAUUCAUAAUGCAACACCAAACAUUAAAGCAACAAAAAAGACAAACAAAACACAAGAAAACAACAAAAAAGAAGAAAAACAUUACAAAACAUAAAACACCAACAAGUUAAACUUACAAUAACUAAAUAACUAAAUCACGCAACAAUAGUUGACUUCUCAACUUGGUUUUGGAAUAUGUUACAAAGGUUUCCUAUCUGCAGUUUCGCUUUCGUAAAACUCUUAGCGUCGCACAGCGUUAUAUCGAGCCUACUGUGAUUUUAGAUUUUUACAUCUGUUUCAAUAUAUGUCAUAAAUUUAUUCCAUUCAUUAUUAAACUUUGUACCUUUUUGGUUUCUUAUUUUCUGUGUCAUUUUUGCCAAUUCUAUAUAGUCAAAUAAUUUUGAUUGCCACUCAUUUAUAGUUGGGAUUUUUGAUGUCUUCCAGUUUUGUGCUAUUAGUGUUCCAAUGAUUAAUCCAAUGAUUAAUCUGAUGACCAGGGAGUAGGAAAUUUCAUCUUCAUCAGAAUGCCCAUCCCAGCUGUGUAUGCCCUCAACGUUUGUUGUCACCAAAAUCAGUGUGAUCUUGGCAGCAAGAAAAAUUCCUUGGGCAGUCACCUCAGCCCUCUCUUAAGUGGGAGUUAACCACCUCUGGUGUAAACAUUUUUCACUCACACAAGUGUGCCCUGCUGCAGACAUGAAACUGCACUUAACCAGAAAUUUGGAGGGGGUCUCACAUGUCGUCUUAUCCCCACCCUCCUUUUUUACACUUUGAAUUCCUUUUGUUUCCCCUUCAGCUUUAAACAUAGUUCCAUGUUACAUCUGCACCAAUAAAACCAUGUUUAACCAGAUCCAUUCAUAUCAGGGUUUGGCUAACCUGCUUUCAAAUCCUGAGUGAUAUUGAAAUGAUUGAUUUUCAUUCUGAAAAAUGUUAAUUAUUUUAAGCCACAUUUCAAAGCUAUUGUUUAUUCAUAGAUAGUUUGCAAUUAGUUCAAAUCAACCAAUUAUUGUUGGGAAAACUGACUUUCUUUUUUAAAGAUCUGAUCCAAAGAGUCACAUGCUGUGUUCUACCUUCUGGCCCCUUCUUUUCCAUUCCAUCAUCACCCAAAAGCUACUCUUGAAUGUUCAAAGUGACACAGGGACCUGUAGCUGUUACAGUAUUAUCAGAAAUCAGUGAGCCCCCAAUUCUAAGCCAGAGACAUAGUUUUCUAAAUAUGAUCAUAGUUGCUGGGCUAAAAGAACACUGCCAUGAAUCUUGUAUUUUAUGUUGACAGGAUUCUAGCCAAAUUGAAUUACUGAAAGAAUUAAUGGAUCUUCAGAAGGAUAUGGUGGUCAUGUUGUUAUCUAUGUUAGAAGGUAAUUUCAUUUUAAAACUGUUUUUUUUUCUUUAAAAAAACACAAGCAAGCCCCAAACCAAACCUUUAUUGACUUUUUUCAAAUUGCAAAGAGGUAAGAAAAAUUGGUGCCAAUGGGGGAUUUCUUCCUAAUACAAAUAGCUUCAUAUGUUCUAUUUCUGUCACAGCUACAUCAAGGGAGGAAACUAUUUAAACUCCCCCUUCCUGUCUGCUAUGAUCUCUGUAAUUAUCAGCCGCCACGACCAUCCCAUAGCUGUUCUUUGCAUUUUUAGAAAUGUUCUGGUGAAGUACAAAGACACAUUUAACAUCACCUCUAGUUUGGCUCAGCGAGCAUGGAACCUUCUAAUGUACUGUAGUCUCCAACAAAAUCACAAUGUAAAAUGUUCAGUUUUACUGUUAUUGUGUAAAGGUUGUAGAGAAAACAGUAUUAACUAACAUAACUUGCUUUUUUUAAUUUCUAUGAGUUUCAGUUUUGUAAACAGUCUUCAUAAAAGCCUCAAAACAGAAUUUAUACAACUUUAAAUGGAUCACUUUUUACCCAAAAACACAAAUUAUUCAAAGUUUGACUUCUGUUUCUUUUUGUUCAUAAGUCCUUUUCUACUUUUUCUCUGUAUCUUGUUGCCUUCUGCUAGCUGAAUUUUUUUCAGAAUGUUUUUGUUUUAUAGCCAGCCAAUGUGCAUGUUAUUGGAUUAGUGAUUUCCCAUGAACACAAGUUGCAAUGCGUAUGAAAAAUAAAUUGCUUUUACCCACAAGUUUUAUUUGGUUCCAUUCUAUAAGGCGGCAGUGGGGAACCUUUUUGGCCCAGCAGACCAGAUCCUUAUCUGUUUCCAGUCUUACAAGCCAACUUUGACAGAGGGAUGUGGCCACCCCCUUGUCAAUCACCUUGGCAUCAUUAUGCCAGAUGACGGAGAGGUGGGUUGUCGUGGCCACCUGUCAAAAUCUCUUCCACAGCAAAAUGCCCCAACAACCAGUUGUGGUUACCAGAUACUUGGUAGCCACAGUGCAAGAGGCUUUGCCAGUCCUUUGCUUGCCAGUGCUGAGCAUAUGGCUGACACUGCUACUUUCUGCAGGCAGUGGUUGUGUGAUUGGGUUCCCCGCAGGAAAUUUGGUCACACAACCCAUGCAGCAGCCUUGAGCUCACUACCCCAGGGCCAAUGGAUGGCAGUGUCAGCUGAGCAAUCUAAUUUCCCACAGGAAACUCAGUUGGGCAGCCAAUUCAGCUGGUCUCUACCUGCCACACACCUGAUGUCACAUAUGACAGCAGAUGGGCGUGGGUAGGGGAAAACAGCUUGUAAGCCAAAUUGGGAUCCAUGCUGGGCCAAAUUGGGCCUGUGGGUUAGAGGUUCCUCACCCCUGCUUUAAAGCAAGGCAACAGCCAUAUUCACUAUUGACCCACAUGUAAUCCUAUCUGUAAAUGAACACUGGAUAUAUUUCAGUAAACAGGAAAUCUGGGUAAAUGCUAAAGAAGUAAAGACCUAAAUCAACACAGAGUUAAGCAUCCUUAAGCCAAUUGAUUUCAGUGGGCUUAAGCAAGCUUAACCCUUUGUUGUAUUCCGGCCAUGAUGUUUUAGCAAUCUUUUAAGGCUUGUAUAACAAAAAGUCUGGAAUCUUAUAAGUCUGAUUAUUUUUCUCCUAACGUAAAUGUUGCUCACCCCCUGUAUUACUAUCAGUAGUUCAAAAUGCUCAUCUCUGAAAUUCUAUCUAGUAAUUUUAUUGAUGUCUGGAACAGUUUACAAAGCAUUAUAUAUCUCGGGUUGUUAACUGAGUAAAUAUUUUAACAAGAAUUUCAAUGCACUUUUCCACAUUCAGGUAAUGUUGUGAAUGGUACAAUCGGCAAGCAGAUGGUUGACAUGCUAGUGGAAUCCUCCAACAAUGUAGAAAUGAUUUUAAAGUUUUUUGAUAUGUUCCUAAAACUGAAGGAUUUAACUUUCUCUGAUGCAUUCAAAGAAUAUGAUCCUGACGGAAAGGGUAUCAUUUCAAAAAGAGAUUUCCACAAAGCCAUGGAGAGCCACAAACACUACACUCAAUCUGAAACCGAGUUUUUGCUCUCAUGUGCUGAAACAGAUGAGAAUGAGACUCUGGACUAUGAGGAAUUUGUGAAGCGGUUUCAUGAGCCAGCCAAAGACAUUGGCUUCAAUGUUGCUGUCCUCCUGACAAACUUGUCAGAGCACAUGCCUCAUGACACUCGGUUGCAGACUUUUCUUGAAUUGGCAGAUAGUGUUUUGAACUAUUUCCAGCCCUUCUUAGGGCGCAUAGAGAUAAUGGGUAGCGCAAAGCGCAUUGAACGAGUUUACUUUGAGAUAAGUGAAUCAAGUCGGACACAGUGGGAAAAACCUCAAGUUAAAGAAUCAAAGAGACAGUUUAUAUUUGAUGUAGUAAAUGAAGGAGGGGAAAAGGAAAAAAUGGAGCUUUUUGUUAAUUUUUGUGAGGAUACCAUAUUUGAAAUGCAAUUGGCAGCUCAGAUCUCUGAGUCGGAUUUGAAUGAGAGGUCUGCAAAUAAAGAAGAAAAUGAGAACGAGAAACCUGAGGAACAGGAUCCCAGAAUGGGCUUCUUCUCUCUAGUAACUGUUAAAUCAGCUUUAGUAGCUCUCAGGUAUAACAUAAUGACACUCAUGAAAGUGCUAAGCAUGAAAAGUAUCAAGAAGCAGAUGAAGAAGAUGAAAAAGAUGACCAUGAAAGACAUGGCGAUGGCUUUUUUCUCCUCAUAUUGGAGCAUUUUAAUGGGCUUAAUGCAUUUCAUAUCAAGCGUCUUCCGAGGGUUCUUUCAAAUCAUGUACAGUUUGCUGCUUGGAGGAAGCCUAGUUGAAGGGGCUAAGAAAAUCAAGGUGGCCGAACUCUUAGCCAACAUGCCUGACCCUACUCAAGAUGAGGUGCGUGGUGAAGGGGAAGAAGCGGAAAGAAAGCCAACAGAAGCUCCCCUGCCUGCAGAAGAUCUGACCGAUCUCAAAGCUUUGUCAGAAGACAGUGACCUCCUCUCGGACAUAUUUGGCUUGGAUUUAAAAAGAGAGGGAGGACAAUAUAAACUAAUCCCACAUAAUCCUAAUGCAGGCCUAAGUGAUUUGCUGAGCAGUCCUUCUUUACCCCCCUUACCUGAUGUGCAAGAAAAAAUACAGGUACACACUAUAAUUUGUAUGUCUAUACUGUUUAAAUCUGAUUUUAGACUUUUAAAAAUUGUUUUUAGGAAAUAUAAAUCAGCACAUCAUGCAUGUUGAUUCCAUUUUUCAAUGGAUUAACAACUACAGAGUAUUCUCUCUAGAGAGGCAUGCCUGGCACCAUCACUAUUUAUUUUUUGAACUUUAAUUUUCCGUCAUAUCUUAGUUGGGUGGGUUGUGCUGAAUCUGUGAACUGCCCUGUGAUUCUGUGAACCGCCCUGAGACCUCCAGGUAUAGGGCGAUAUAUAAAUUCAAUAAAUAAAUAAAUGAUAAAUACUCUUCUGUACAUAUCAGUGAACAUUACAGGUCACUUAUACUGUUGUUUCUAAUGUUGGUUUGUGUAAGUUGCUUUUACCUUUUGUGAAAAAUACAACUAACAACAACAACAAUAUUGAGCAAGCAAAGCUUUCAUCUUUCUAAAGUGGCAUUGUUAGAGUUCCUCAUCUACUCUGUUUAUAAUUGGUUUGAGUUUUAAAUAGAAAACAAUAUUUUCAAGUAAAUAGGAGUGCCCUCAUUUUCUACUCAACAUGAACAUUAGUAUAUUUUAAAUGACAUAGUCAAGGCUAUGGUGCUGGGUUUUUUAAAACAUGAGUUGAAAGUAGUGCAUUGCCAUAAUUGUUUCCUCCUUAUUUGUUGAAGGACCAGAAGGUGAACGAAGAUGAAAAGGAUGAGAAAGAAGAAACUAAAUUUGUACCUGAAAAAGCAGAGUAUGUGUCAAUAUUUCAAGCAUUUAUGAAUCCACUUAUGAAUAUUGUAGUCUUAAAUGCACUUGGAAGCAAAACCCAUUGAAAUAAAUGACAACUCAGUUGUAUUUAUGUCCUUAUCUUCUAACAGCUCAGUUAUAUAGAGGAGUACAGUGAUCACUUUAGCAGUCAUUGUUAAAAGGGUUUUACAUCCUGUGUGCUUCAAUGUGAAUUAAUUAUAUUGUAAUUGCUUUGUAAAGACCUUCCCCCUUUUAACCCACUUUUAUUUUCUUCCCACUGUGUUAAAUCCAUUAUAAGUGUGUUGUAUCUUAAGGGCUUUUAUAAGUCCUUAUCCAUUAUACAUUCCCUAAAUGCCCUUUCCAGCUGUGAUCAUCUCACAUACAGUAAGUACUUGAAAGAGGACCCAGUCUUCUUUAAAGUGCCCAUGAAACAUGUGAUUGACACAGCUUGUUUCUUUUUCCAAUGAGAGAUUAUAUUUUAAUUAAUAAUGUGUGACUCACAAUAAGAUUUAUGCUUUUAGAGGAGAAGAUGGAGAAAAGGAAGAGAAAGCAAAAGAAGAUAAAGCAAAGCAGAAACAAAGGCAGCGUCACAAACAUAGGCAUGGUGAACCAGAAUCACAGGAAUCGGCCUUCUGGAAGAAAAUUAUUGCAUACCAGCAGAAACUUCUUGUAAGUGGAAUAAGUCAUCUCUGAAGAGCAGGGAAAGCAAUUUUCCUCUCAAUUGCAGCACUGGAAGGAGAGGAACCUCUCCUCCAAGGCCACCUCUGUGAUGUGGAGGAGCCUGCCCCCACCUCUGCUAAUGGGCAUAGAUCAGCAGAGUGUUGGGAUUUUAUAAUGCUCUGGGGUUUGCCAGAGGUCCCCUCCUUCUCCGAGCAUCUCCCAGUAGGCACAACUCUGGAAUGGCAUGUCCCUUCAUCUCCAGAGUGCCUCUCAGCGACAUUUUCUUAUGAAAAGUGCACACCAUUCUUCUGGCAGAACACAGCAAGAAGAAGAAAGCAUUUGUAGAUCUAAACUACGUUUAUUUACAGUCUAUGUACAGACUAGGGACGCAGGUGGCGCUGUGGUUUGAAUCCCCGCGACAGGGGUCAGCUCUCGUUGCUCGCUCCCUGCUCCUGCCAACCUAGCAGUUCGAAAGCACGUCAAAGUGCAAGUAGAUAAAUAGGUACCACUCCAGCAGGAAGGUAAACGGCAUUUCUGUGCGCUGCUCUGGUUCGCCAGAAGCAGCUUAGUCAUGCUGGCCACAUGACCCGGAAGCUGUAUACCGGCUCCCUCGGCCAAUAAAGCGAGAUGAGCGCCGCAACCCCAGAGUUGUCCGCGACUGGACCUGACAGUCAGGGGUCCCUUUACCUUUAUGUACAGACAAUGCAUAAUCACGUCUGUUCUCUCCCGCUCCGAGAGAACAACAGAAGUGAAAGUACAUUCCAAAAGUACACGUACGGUGGAAGAAAUAAGAUGGUCUUCCUGUUCUCACACUCUACUCAGACAGCAGGAGAAUUAUAUCAGUCACAAAAUGCAGCCACAGUGGAUUGGUUUACUAACCCAGAGAAGGGGGUGGUAUGUGUGCUACCUGUGUGUCUGGGCCCACUCUGGCAAUGACCACUUUUGUUCUGGCCACACCCAUUACUAGCAUGUGGUCCUCUGAGGGUUGAUCAGCAGCCCUUAGGCCAAAAAAGAUUAGCCACCCCUGCUUUAUCUGAUCAUGGCUAAAAAAUCCAAAACCUUGAUUCACUUGGAUUAUGUGAAUUCCUUAAUGAACACCAAAAAAAGUAUUUGCUGGUGAAUGUAAAUGUGUCAUUGAAACUAAUGCACACCUUAAUUUUCACAAUGUAAUUUGGCCAAAAAAGGUGAGCAUUAGGUUCGAGUAAAUGUGGUAAUUUAUUUCAAGAUCACAUUCUGUAGGUUAACGGAACUGAAUUAUUCAAAUGUAAGUAUUUAGUGCAUUUAACAUUUAUUAUUUUGUCUUUCAGAACUAUUUUGCUCGUAAUUUCUACAAUAUGAGGAUGUUGGCUUUGUUUGUUGCAUUUGCCAUUAAUUUCAUUCUGCUCUUCUAUAAGGUAACUCCUUCAUGUUUUCAUCCACUGAAGUGUAAAUGAAGUACCAUAUAAAUGAAAAUGUAUACAGAAAGUACACAUAUACACAAAAAGUAAAAAUGUAUACAAAAAGUAUACAUAUGCACAAAAAGUAAACACAUAUACUUUCUUGUUCUUUAGCCUUCUUGGGUGAUCCCAGCAAAUCUGAGCUGAAAACUGGCAUUUUAGGAGCAAAAAAGGUUACAUAGCUUAUCACUGUAUGACACACACAAACACAAAUCUAGUUCAGUAUUGUCUUUACUGACCAUCAGUGAUUCUUCCAGGUUUCAGAGAGGGUUUGCCCUUACCAAGGGAUGUCAGAGAUUGAACCUGGGCUUUCUGUACCCAAAGCAUGUACUUUACCACUAAGCUAUGGGUCAUCCCCAAAAGAGCGCGUGAUAUUUGGUGGGAGGGCAGGGAAAGAACACACAGAUCGGGAUGGGUGCAGGGAUGAGGUGGAGGGUGACUGGCUAAAUACCCUCCAGCUGCAGAGUAGUUUCCACCUACAGCAACCCCUCCCAGCUUCCACACACGUUGUCCGGCAGCGAGACAAGUCAUAGGGGAAACGGCAACAAUAACAAUAGCCGCUGCCUCUGGGGCUGAUCGCUCAGGCCCCAACAUCCUGUGGCUUGAGUGCUCCAUUCUGCCUCUAGCCUUGACUAGAAGAAGAAGAAGAGUUUGGAUUUGAUAUCCCGCUUUAUCACUACCCGAAGGAGUAUCAAAGUGGUUAACAUUCUCCUUUUCCUUCCUCCCCCACAACAAACACUCUGUGAGGUGAGUGGGGCUGAGAGACUUCAAAGAAGUGUGACUGGCCCAAGGUCACCCAGCAGCUGCAUGUGGAGGAGCGGGGAUGCGAACCCGGUUCCCCAGAUUAUGAGUCCACCGCUCUUAGCCACUACACCACGCUGGCUCUCCACUAAAGCUCCUCACUCUUCCACAAUGCUCUUGUUUUCUGAAACUGAUUGCUCCUGCCUGCAUAUUCUUCCCUCUGCAGCUUCUGCUCCAGGAAAGGAGAAUGCCCACUGGUCUCCACCUUCCCCUCCUCUGUAUCUCUUUCCCCGCCCCCAGUCCUCCAUUCCCAGGUGCUCGGAGUCGCCGCUUUGAUGUUCGCUAGGCGCAAGACUCAAUGCUGCCACACGUAAACAAAAAAACAACUCCAGGCAUUUUGCCUACUUUUAAAAAUCCCCCCAGACAGGAUUUUUUAUGCUGAAAAAGAGGACAUAUCUGGCAGAACCAGAUGUAUGGCAACCCUAAUGUUGCUGCUGCUGUGUACACUCUCUCCUCUCUACAUGGCUUAACAUGAACACAAUGGACCUAGAGUGAGACCCACAGGAUUCUGGUAAAUGAAUAGUGAUUCCUGCCUUCAGCCACAGGAGGGAGAUCUAGUCCCACCUGAGCUGAUGUUUACAUGCACCUCGAAGUGCCCUUCAUGGUAUGACCAAAUGUCUUUUCUGUUUUCAGCCGCUCCAGGAGGGCAUUCAGUCCACCUCUUCCUUCCUGGAACUAGGGGUUAUUAGGUUAAUCCAGUUUAUGCUCCACACAUGUAGAGCAGGAAAGUAAGAACUUUAGGAAUUUGUCCUCCUCCUCCUCCUCCUUUUCCGGCCUCUUUUAUAUUGAUUGUUUGACUAUUAACACUGCCGUGUUUAUUGUUAAUUCUUUUUUUUCACUACACCAACAGGCGUAAAUUUUAAAUGUCUUUCUGAAUGAGCAGGUGGGUUACUGGAUCUUCCAGUUGGGUCUGGGAGGUCAGUGGCUCUCUCCCUGGAGAAGCAACCAAGUGUUUGGUGCCUGAAGGCUUCAGGAGGAGGUGCCAUCUCACGUGUCAGGAAUGCCCUCCAGGAGACUCUGAGAACAGAAAUUCACAGUCAGAGCAUUUUCAUUUUUUUCUACUCACUUCAGUUUAUUUCAACAGGUCUCCACAUCUGCAGUGGCUGAAGAAAAGGAGGUUCCUGUGGUUAAUAUUGCUGAAAACUCCAAGUUAAGCAGCCUAGAAAGUCCUUCCCAUAGAAUUAUCACAGUGCACUAUGUUCUCGAAGAAAGUAGCGGCUACAUGGAACCCACACUCCGCAUUUUAGCCAUUCUUCACACAGUCAUUUCCUUUUUCUGCAUCAUUGGAUAUUACUGUCUGAAAGUAAGAGGACAAGGAAUUCAUACAUCUCCAUUGAAGUAGUUACAAAUAAUGUCUUGUAUCUUUAAAUAUUUGUUUUGGCUUGAGUGCAGGAUGCUUUUUCAAACACACACACAGUUCCGUCAAUUAAAAUAUCCAGGGCACUGUAUAGGAAGUGAACUGGGAGCCAAUGAAGUAAUUGCUUUGAAGUAAUGAUAAUAAGGAUAUUGUAAAACGUGCUACAAAUAUGAAAUAUUGUUAGAUAUAGCACAUUGAAAUCUUUCAGAAGUGGCAAGAGGAACAGUAGAAAACCUGCAAUGCCUUGAUAUUCUAUUUUAUCAAAGUUUUAAGAGUCAAAGGUAGAUUUCUCUGUUUAAAACAAAAUCUUCAAAAUAAGAUGAAAAAUUGUGUAGCAUUUGCAGUGCUCCUGAUAGUUUUUUCUUACUUUGCACAGAUCUUGUAUGAGACUUGUGUGUGCUAUUCCCCAAGGGCAUAGAUGCAACAAAGAUUUACGCGGCCAUUUUUUAAAGUACUUUGAAUGCAUUUGAGAUUCAAAAUGCUUCAAAAAUUUAUACAUCUAAAUUCCAGAAUGGCAUCAGUCUCUUAGAAAUCUACCAUUCCUCUUUUUCGGCUCCAGGACUUUGUGGAGAUCACUGCCCAUAUGCAUCUUGCAGCAAUUUGUAUUACCUUUUAAUUUUUGUUCCUCUCAACAAAACUGCCAAGAGGCCUGUGCAGAAACACACAGUGCUUCAAAAGUGAUUGUUUAUUUACAUUGAUAAAGGCAGAGGGGAAGCGGUCAGGAAGGGGGAAAUUUUAAGGAUGAUUGGAAAAUGUUUGUUGAAUUUUUGAAAGAUUACUGUAAACAUCUUAAAACGUCAGCAGGAUUAGAAUUAAUUUAGCAUUAAAAAUAUAAAAAAAGGAAGAGUUGGAUGAGCUAAAAUAGGGAGUAAUCAGAGUAUGCAGCAAUGAAGGAGAAGCGUAAUGAACCAUGGGGGGGGGGGAGGGAAAUCAAUGUUUAAUGUAUGGAUUGUUUGAUGUGCGAUGAUUUAGAAAAUUAAAAAUGAUAUUUUUUUUUUUCAAAAAAAAGAUAAAGGCAGAGGAGGAAAUAAAAGAACAAACCUAAGUCAUAGCAAACUGUGCAUGUACCAAUUCCACAAUUAAUUUUAGAAAAUUUUCCUGAUAAUUUUAGAAAUUCUCCCAGGUAUAAACUGGCAGUAUGGAAGAGAGUAUGGAAUGCUAAAACAAAUGAACUAAUGGAGCAAGAGCUCCAUUAUCUUUACCUUGUUUGCAUUUUCUUAAUUGGGCAACCUCAAAGGUUUGUUGUCAUGGCAACAUAAUAUUUAUGUUUUUGGUACGUAAAUAGCACUUGCCUCAGUAAAUUUUCCUUACUAUUUAGGGUUUGUCCUGGGAUCAAUUCAUUUUUCUUUUCUUUAAAAGAACAUACUUUUUUUGCUCACAAAGAAUGCUCCUGUUCAUAGGUGGGGAGGUAAGAGUUUUUUGCUCUUUCUUCCUCCUGCAAGUCUCUUGUAUCCUUUGAAAAUUUGCUCCAGAGGAAGCGGUGGUCUGGGUGAAUGCAGGGAGAAGGAAGCAUCACUGAAAAUCUCCUUCCCCUUCUGUUGAGCACUGGAUUGUAAGCGCAGAUAGGGGAAGGGCUGCAAUUGAUCCAGUUCACUUUAUACGAUAUAUACUUCCUUUAAGAUAUUAUACAGUUCAUUCAGUCUGCAUUUCCCCCAACAACCAGCUGUUCUUAAGAUAUUGUUGCUCCAAGUGCUGUAGAACAUUUCAAUCAAAUGUUGGUGUGUUUAUGUUUGGUUGCAGGUUCCACUGGUUAUAUUUAAACGAGAAAAAGAAGUCGCACGGAAAUUAGAAUUUGAUGGGCUGUAUAUUACAGAACAGCCUUCAGAAGAUGAUAUUAAAGGGCAGUGGGAUAGACUUGUCAUCAACACACAGUAAAUAUUUCUCUCUCCCCCCCCCCCCCGCCCAUCUUCCCUGAAGCUUGUGUAAGUGUAUCUCAAUUUUGGCAGUAGCGAAUUGUGAUUGGAUUCAUCUGCAACACAGAAAACUCCAAGAUUUGAGGCAGCUAUAACUAUUUUAUAUAGCUAUUAAAUGUACAUUUUAGCUUGCUUUGUUGUGAGGAUAUCAGUAAAAAAAUAAUAAUCUUCCAUUCUGCAAACAGCAGUUUCGUUUCCAAUGGCACUGAUAUGCUUGAAACAUAAAUGUUGAUUCAUACAGUCAAGUUGUUUCUCUUUUACUUAAAUUAAAAUGAUAUGCAUUUUUAAAUCCAUCUAACACAUGGAAGGUGACACAUCCAAUUAUUUAUUCAUGUUUCAUCCUUUUAAAUAUAAAAAGAGAACAGGGCACUUUUAUUCAUAGUAUAUAUUUUAAGGAGAAUGGGUUAACUGUGCACAUUCACCAGGUCUCAUGAAGAAUACAGUAUGCACAUAAUCCAGCCAUGAAGAAGGAACUGUGCACAUUUCCUAGUCAAUAUACAUAAUCUCCAACAGGCUUCGGGAAAUGUUCAUAUAGUGACUGUACAUUUUCUGAUCAUUUGCAUCUCAUAGGCAAAAGUUAAUUUUGUGUCAUAACAGAGACCAGCAAUCCAGUACACUCUAAACAAAGCUUCACAUGAAACAAUGUUGGGUUGUGGGAGUUCUGUGGACACAAUUAACACAUCUGAAUGGGAAGUUUGCACUACGGAAGGAAGACAUUCCUAGCAGAUUUUUUUUUAGUAAUUAGGACUACCUGUGUAAAUUAAACCUAUAAUAAAUUGAAUUAUUAAAUGAAUUUAUUUAUUUAUUUAUUAAACCUAUACCAUAUUAUAAAUACAUUUGCAUUAGGUAGCUUUAUUAAGCUUUUUCUGUAGGCUCUUCCUACAAUAGUGUUACCUGUGAAUUUGCUAUUCAGAAAAAUGUUUACUCAUAUGAGUGCUAUCUUACUUUUGUAUAUCUUUAGAUCAUUUCCUAACAACUAUUGGGACAAGUUUGUAAAAAGAAAGGUAAUGUUCUUAUUAUAGUUGAAUUAUGUAAUUUUGAAUUUGUCUAAAUUAUUUAUACAUGUCCUUUUGUAUCAUUAUAACCUGUAUCCAUUAUUAUUAAUUUAUUGCAGUUAUAUAAAGCCUUUCUGCAGAGGGGACCGUAUUGGUCCCCAUUUCAGAGAACUAUGACUAGAGAUGGGGAAGGAUUUCAAUUUGCUCCACAGUUUGGACAGCAUGUCUCCAAACUUUCUAUGCAUGGUUCACUGAGGUGUACUUAAAAAACCCACUAAGAUGGUCCAAGGGUAUUGUACAGAAAAGAGAUGGCUGCUCCAUAGUUUCAUAGGGACAGCUAUCCUUUUUUCUAUACAGUGGUACACCAUACCAUACUGCUGCUUCUAGGGGUGUUUCACUCAAAGGUUUUAUGCAUGCACAGCAAGUGAUGCACUUUCAAGCUGUUGCAAACAUGCAGAAAGUUUUAAAUAAAGAAAGAAUGAAGCAGGGACCCUUCAGAGCACUUGGGUAGUAUUUCUAAAUCAGUGUGUUUUGAAACUGUGGCUUUUGGUUGUUGUUGUUUUUUAAAUUGCAUGCAUUUGGGAUGGAACAGACAUGUUAGUCGGCUCUUAGUGCAAGGGACAUGGACUGGAUCAAGAAUCUUUUAUGUAUCUGUAACCAUGACUGCCUACAGAAGGUUGUGCAGCUGGCUGCAUUGCUCAUGAAACUCCAAAGAUGAUCAGUGCCUUCGGGGGAAGCACUGUUACGGAGAUAAGAAAGCACACUUUAUACACUGACUGGGGACCACUACUCUUCUUUCCAUCUAACAAUUAAUCAGCAUUGUCAGAGUGAAGGGACAAUGGGUUUGGGUAACUUGUCCCUUCAAGAGGAGGACAGGCUAGCUUAUGUGUUAAAAAUGUUCACAUGGCCCAAUCCAUAGCACUUAACCCUGGCUAGAAGAUGAAAACCACCCUUCCUACCAGCAGGUUUUCAUACUCUAGGGAGAACAAAUCUUCAGCCAGAAACUCGGCAGACAGAUGGCAGAGGCUCAUGUCUGUAUAUGCAGAAUUCAUUCUGAUUGUUUCUUUAGGAAGAUACUAACAGAAUGGAAAUUGAUGCAACUUUAUAUGGAAAAAAUGAUAUAAGAAUUGUGUAAUAUAUAUGUAUAGACUAUAUUUGCACAUAACUUUAGCCAGUUUAGUUACUUAUAUAGUUAGAAUCAUUUUUCUUUAUGUGUGCAUGUAACCAGCCUUAAGCUUAUGGCUGUUGCAGCUGCUAUACAGAGAGCAGAUCUCAGUUCUUGACUGAAGUGUACGUGUUCAUUUUGCCACAUAAUUGAUCAAUCAUUAUUAUACACAUAUAUUGUGAAUGGGCUGUUGAAAUAAUUUGGAUUCAGCUGAAAUAUAACCUGUUUUAUUAGGUUUCCAAAGUAGAGAGAAAAAUAACAAAUCACCUCCAUUCUUCUAGGUUAUGGAUAAAUAUGGAGAGUUCUAUGGAAAGGACAGAAUCAGUGAAUUGCUGGGAAUGGACAAAGCUGCUCUGGAUUUCAGUGAUGCUAGAGAAAAAAAGAAACCCAAAAAAGAUAGUUCUUUAUCAGCUGUGUAAGUUUACAAAAAAUUGGUUUUUUAAAAAAAUUAAGCAUUUUUUCAUAUGCAGAGCCUACAGCUCUUAGGCUUUUAAAGAGUGACUGUUUUUAGUUAAUAGUGACUUGAUAUUCUCAAGCAGUACAUGUGUUGGGGGCCGAUGAAAAAAAUUAAGUUGCCUGUUGUAUUUGCACUGUGAAGAAAAAGGCACCUUGCUUGGUAGCUUUUAAACAACAGCUACCAGCAUUCCCUAUCUUGGCAACACCCCGACCUUGACAGUAAGGGAAUAGGAGACUCCAAGUUAGUCAAACUCAAGUUCCAUUGAAAUCUGCAAGACUUAAGCAAUAUGUGACUUUUCCAUUAAUUUCAAUGGAACCUAAGUAUGACAGCCUUAAUGUGGAUUGGCACCAAUGACAGUAACACAAAUAGGUUAAGAGAUGUCAGCUUCUUGGAGAAAGAAGUAUAAAUGCAGUGUUGUUCCAGUGGGGGUUUCUGAGCAAAAAUAAAAAUAGUAUCACCAGAAUCUGCCCCACUGCCACUUUUAACAGUAGCAAUAGCAGGAAUUAAAAUGAUAUUCAUAUGAAUUGGUUCUAAGACAGCUAUGUUGAAAACAGGGCAGUGAUGGCUUGAUACCAAGGCUGAAUGUGAUAAUUGUUACAUAUUAAUAUAGUGUUAUUUCCUACUGUGUCUUUCAUAUAUUUUUUCCAGACUGAAUUCUAUUGAUGUAAAGUAUCAGAUGUGGAAAUUAGGAGUUGUUUUCACUGAUAAUGUAAGUUUAUGCCAUCAAAUAUAAAUUAAGUACUAAAGCAGGAAACUGGUUUAGAGUGUGAGAUUUGGCUAUUUUAAGUGAGGUUGAAAAUGUGUGCUUUGCUAUAUUAAGACUCUGAACAUAUAUAUGGCCAAUUCCAUUUGAUAUUCAGAUGUAAUGUAGUGUAAAUUUUAUCGUAUCAGUGAAAGUCUAUUUAUGACAUGUAAGGGAUUGUUUAGCUUUGCAUUUGAUAACGUAGGCUGUUGGCUAUGACUAUUCAUGCUGCAAUAAACAAGAAUUUUCCAUGCUGUUUCCUUGUAGAUGUAACUAUUCAUCAUUUUUCAGAGCUAGAACUGAACACACUGCAAAGCUCACAUAGAGGGCAAAAAAUCAUCCCGAUGAGAUACAGUGGUUAAUGAUAAAUGAUAUUGGCUGAUUUUGUUAUUUAGACCUUGAAAUCAGAUAUCCUCUCUCCCCAAUUCAUUCCUUUACUUACGAAAGCAGGCUUUUGGUAGAGUAUUGAUUCAGUUGAAAAACUGAAGGUUUUAACCAGGUUAUUUAAAAAAGCACAAAAAAUUGUUCAUUUAAAAAGAAUAUGAGUUAAAUAAAACUGAUUUAAAAUGUUUAAAAUCUAUCUUUUUUGCAUUUAUUUGGCAGCUGUUAUGCUCAGAUCUAGGGCACCAGGAAUCUUGCACCUGGUUGUAUAAAUUAUUGAGUUAUUUGGUUUUGCAGUUGAGUCCAGUUAAUCGCAAUUAUCAUGUUGUCUGCCCUUUUUCUAAUUUUGUUUUACGCUUUCUCCCUGAAGUCUUUUCUGUACCUCGCCUGGUAUAUGACCAUGUCAGUCCUUGGUCAUUACAACAACUUUUUCUUUGCUGCUCAUCUUCUUGACAUAGCAAUGGGAUUCAAAACGUUGCGAACUAUUCUGUCAUCCGUAACUCACAAUGGCAAACAGGUAAUGUUGUCUUUUCUAUCAUUAACUACACUAUCCUUUAAAACCAAGUUGGUAAGGAGGAACAAUUAUACAAACAGAAUAGAUAGAAACAAAAGGGAUAAGUUUCAUAAUGUUUGUCCUAAAAAUUCAAAGGAUAAGUCACAGUCAUACUUGCAACUCUGAUUUUGCUUAAUUAGUUGUAAAAAAACCAUACAGUGGGUACUAAUGUCUUAACCAGCACCAUACUAUCAGUGUUACUAAAGUCUCUUUUCCUGCGGCUGCAAUGGGCGAGGAGGAAAAAGCAAAAGUUGCCUCUUCUCUUCUGCCAUUUGCAUAGGUAUGGAUCACUGGAUCCUCAAACUGAAGGGCACAGUUGGCUGUAACCCAAAACUUCAAGUCAAUAUGCUAAAGCGUCUCUCCUUUUUCUUUAUUAGAAAGAAAACUUCUGCGUGAGGGCAUUCAGCACAGAAAUAUAAUUGUUCUGUCAAAUCAUAUUGCUGUACUCUUAAUUAAUAUGUAAUGUGAUUUUUGUUUUGUUUUUUUAGCUUGUGCUCACAGUAGGAUUACUGGCAGUGGUAGUUUACCUGUACACAGUAGUCGCAUUUAAUUUUUUCCGCAAAUUCUACAAUAAGAGUGAAGAUGGAGAUAUGCCAGACAUGAAGUGUGAUGAUAUGCUAACGGUAAAUAUUACUUUGACUUUUAUUCAUCUCUCCUUGUGUUGCUAAUACAAAUUCUCGAUGCCAUUCAUAUAACUCAGUAUGGUUAUUAUAAACAUAAUGCUUUCAGAAAAAGGAAGGUUCUGUUACUAUAAAUUGACAGUGGCAAAAGGAUAUAGUAAUUUGAUUUCUCUACAAAUACUAGAAAUACUCUAUAGUCAGAAUAAAGACUUGCGUGUCGAGGUCCCCAGGGCCACCCCAAUAACUCACACAUAACACAGAAUUUUUUGUUUAAGAUUUUUGGCAUAAUUUUGGCCACAACUUUAUUGAAAUACAAAUUUGUGAGUGGUUGCUUAGGCAUUGGUUGCGACUAUCUGCCCCCACCAUGGGGGACAGACUGACAUUCCGCAUGAUGCGAAAGUCAGAAUAGGGGAAUACACUUGGGGGUUACGCGGAGCAGAGAACCUGCCCUCACCCCAAAUGCAACCAGGAGCUCAUUGCUAUGGCCCGAGCCCCCUUGACAGAGUGGACAAGCAAUAGUUAGCCCCCAAUUCCUUUAACGGAAUCCCUUGCAGCAGCAGCAUUAGAGGGGCAGGCACUCAACCUACCAAGGGCAGGCACUCAACCACUUCCCCCAACCAACCAAACCAUAAACCAAUGCCUAACCGCAACCUUACAAGUUGUGACGAUUUGCUACGCAGUAGGCAAAAACCAAAUGGCCCCAGCCAAUCAGCCAGAUGGACAAAAUUCCUACCAGGCCCCUGCCCCAAGAGCAGACGACCCCAUGACAGGCAUAGCAAGGUCAAAGCAAACAACCCUAAUUCUAGGGAGGGGGGGACGGGCAAUCCGAUGCACGGUCGAAAAGAGGAAGCCCUAGCCUCGUGCAAGGAGUUUUAGCAUUUCUGGCUGUCAAUCAACAAAUGGCAACAUUAACUUCUUCCCAACAACAUGGGAAGCCCCAAUCGCAUCAGUGGCCAACGAACAAUUAGCCCGCCCCCAACUUUGGAGUGUCCUGGCGGCCCCCACCGCAACACGUGCUCUCCAUGAAGGAGAACACGCUAUCUCAAAAGCUUGCUCUUCUCGGAUAAUAGUGACAAUUAGGAAAGCUGGAAUGAUGAUUUCUCGUGAGUUGACUUUUAGUCAGGCUUCAAAGUUACAGACAGAACUAGUAACAUACCAACUGUUUAUACAGUACAACAAAAACUACUUUUAUGAUAACACCGGAGUCUUGUCUAGUAAAAGGAAUUUGUCUGUCUCUGAAGCCUGAACUGAAGUCAGUGUGGGAGAGGGAGGGAAUUAGACUGUUAAAAAUAUUUGUAAGGUUUCUCAUUUCAAACCACAUAUCUUUAACCCUUUGUUUACAAAAGCAUUGUAAAACAGUUAUCAAUAGUUAUGAAUCCAAGGCCUAGUGUCAAUAUGCAGCAUCCUGUCUCCAGCAGGUGGGCCUUGCUAGUUUCUGUAUUUAUGCCAAACAACAAAGUGAAACUGCCAAUAAAUAAAAACAACAAAUUUAAAAGAAAGCCGUAUUCUGUACACAGAUAUCCCAAUCCAUGGGGGAAGCUGGCUCCUUCCCGUGUGAAUGUUCCUAGUUUACAGUUAUCAGCUGUUCAGGAGGGAUAUUUUAGCAAGAAAAUUUUGUAUGAAUAUAGGAAAAAUAAUUAGUAUGCCUUGUUUUCUACAGUUUUUAAGAACAAAAUAAUUGCCCCCUGUACGUAUUCAUCAUUCUUUGUGGCCUCUGUGCAGUUUCACAUUGGUGUGGUGUGGCCUAAAAAAUAAGUUUAGCUGCUGAUUUAAGCAGUGGUGAAGCUGCAGUCAACAGCCCAGCAACAACCUCGUGGGAAUGAAAUUCUGUAAGAGGGCACUGCCACAGUGCCAGCCUGCUGAGGGUAACUUCACCACUGCUUCAAGCAGUGUUUUGUAAAAGAAAGGCAACUGGAACCCUCUGCUGACUCCUGGUAACUCCCCUCAACAGAUUUCAUCCUCCCCACUGAGAAGGGUGAAGACUCCCCCCCCCCAAAAAAAAAUUGUACAGGGGCUUAAUGGUCCCCCCAUCAAAGCAUGGAAAGGUUUAGCCUGGUGAUAGGGACUAGGGAGCAUUCAGGCUUGAGGCUGGUGUAGGUUUGUUAUGUCCAAACCAGGCCAUGAUCUUUGAGAGCUUCUCUGAAGAGUGUGAUGCUCUCUCACCCCCUUUCCCUCAGGUAAACAGACCUGCAUUCCCACUCUCUUUGCAGCCGCUCAUUUAUCUGAAAUUCUGACCGAAAGAUCAAGGUGCAGUUUAAGCCUUAUGCAGAUUAAUAAAUAGCAAUAGCAGAUGUAGAAUGUGCAUUUUUAAUAUUACUGUCUUUUCCCAUGUGUUCGUAGUGCUAUAUGUUUCACAUGUAUGUGGGAGUGCGUGCUGGUGGUGGAAUUGGUGAUGAAAUUGAAGAUCCAGCAGGCGAUGAAUAUGAAAUCUAUCGAAUCAUCUUUGAUAUUACGUUUUUCUUUUUUGUAAUAGUUAUUCUCCUCGCUAUCAUCCAAGGUACAUAUGCAUAUUUUUUCAGUUUAUAUUGUAUUUUUAACUGACAAAAUUACCCUUUCCCUACUGAUAAUUAAAAUCCCAUUUUUCCCUGGCACAUGGGAUGAAACAUCAUUCCGUCCAAUAUAUAAAAAAUAUAAACUUUCUGUGUCUAAUAUAUUUGCUUAUGUUCAAAAUAUAUUUAAUGUGAGUUUAGUGUAGAGAUGUAAAAAUUUCUGGAAAUUUUGAAGCCAUGGGAGGAGGGUGAGAAAUGCUUUUUCCCACAGAUUGGGAAUGGGGGGACGGGACAGAAAUUUAAUAAAAAUUGAAACAAUUUAGUACUAUAAAGAAGUGUGUGUUGCAUGUCAAAGAUCACUUUCUUACUUUAGGAACAUAAUGUAUAACUUAGCUUAUCAUAGAUUUAUCAUGUCUGGUAUAUUAAAAGUACAGUUUAGCCAGACAAUAAUUACAAACUGAAUUUAUUUUUUAUUGUUACAACUUAAGCUACAAGUUGCUGAACUGUAAACAACCUAGCAUCUCUUUCAUUUUCCCAGUUUAUGAAGAGCUAGCAAAAAAUAAUAAAAAGAGAAACCAUCAACCCUGUAGUAAAACUGAUAAUUAUUCUGAGAAUUAUUGAUUUAUCCAGUCCUCCACAGUGUACACACAUUAAAAAGAACCAGGGUUUUUGGUUUCAUUUGGGGAGAGUUCUCAUUUCGGGGGGGGGGGGCAAAAAUCAAACAAACAGGAGCAGUGGAGGCAGGAGAGUAGCAUGAAAACAUCCAUACUGGGUUUUGGGGGUGGGGGUGGUAGAGUUAGGCUUUCAAAUAACACCUAAUGGAUGCUUUACGUCUUAUUUUCCAAAAGUCUCCAAUGAAAUAGCUGAGCUUGGGCUGCUGCAACUCCUCUUUCUUUCUUGCUUCCUUCCCCAGAAUGCCUUGUGGGAGGAAAUUAGUGUUGACAUAUUAGCAUCUGUCCCAAAGAUACUCUGUCACCUUAGAAUGUAAUUGUCCAUCCAAUUGCAGCUAGUGAGAUACCUCUGGGAGGCUCGAAACCAGGGCAUGGAAACAAUCACCUAAUCUGUUAGCAAUGAUUGAGCCUAAAUCUAAAUAGGGCUUACCAUGGGUCUGUUGUGAUGGCCUCCAGCUACUGCAAUUCCCAUCAGCCCCUGUCAGUUUUGUCAGUGGUCAGGGAUGAUGCAAGUUGUAGUCCAUAACAUCUGAAGGGCACUGUAGUAGCUACCGCUGCUAUAGACAGUACUGUUUACCCAGUCAAAAUAACCCCCUUUUUGGGUGCGGGUAACAAAAUAAUAUUUAACAGAUGUAUUUGCAUACAAGGAACAGGAGAUAUGAGAUCUGAUUGCCGUCUGUGAACUGCCAACAGCUCUUAUUGGCAUAUGCCUUAUGACCAGGAUAUUUGCUAUCUUUGAAUGCAGUUCCAGUCAUCUGAGUCUCCUGCCGUGCCCCAUUCAAUAAAUAUAUGGUUUCUGAUUCCCUGCACCAUCUUUGUGAAAUUGUGCUGAUGUGGAUUGGUAUGCCAAAACAGCUAAAUGCAGGCUCAAGAGCAAAGCAAGCUGAAUGCUACAGGUUGAUUUCACUCAAUUAAAAUGGAGCUAAUGCUAUUUGCUGAAUCCCCUCUUUCCCAAGAUGCUCCUUUCAUGGCACUGAAGGAGCAAAAACAUUCCAGCUCUCAUGCAUCAACUGGUAUGGAAGAAAAAACGCCUGAUUGAAAUAGCAAUCACACAUACGGUGCUAUAUAGCUGAAAAUUAGAGACAAGCGAAUAGGAUAAAAUGGUGUUGUCAGGUCUUGUAUAUGUACUGAAAUCUCAUAAAAGCACACACUCUAGUUCCACUUCUACAAGAACUCCAACCACAAAAGGUCCUGCAGAGCUUUGCACAUGAUUGGCUCAUGCCCACAAUCUGAGUGUAUGUAUAUGAAUACUUCUCAUCUGCAAGAGCCUUCAGACCCAGUACCUCUUCACUCUUUCCUUCUUCUGCAGCAAAUCUCCCCUUCUCUUGUAUUUAUAUUCUUGGCUCUGAUGUGAUUUAUUUCUUUCCCCUGUUCUCUAAGCCACAGUCCAUUACCUUUGUCGAGCUCUGUUAAUGUGACUGUGUUAAUAAUAAGCAUUCAUAAUGAGAACAGGAAAAUGAAAUGAUGUAACCUCUGGAUGCUGUCACAUAAGCAUCUUUUAGCAAUUAAGACUUAUAUUCCAUAUACACACUCUUGUGAAGAAGGAACAAGAGAUUAAAGUCAGUCUACAAUUAGUGUAUUUUUCCAUGAAUAAGACCAGGCAUAGGCAAACUCGACCCUCCAGAUGUUUUGAGACUACAACUCCCAUCAUCCCUGACCACUGGUCCUGUUAGCUAGGGAUGAUGGGAGUUGUAGUCCCAGAACAUCUGGAGGGCUGAGUUUGCCUAUGCCUGUAUAAGACACACAUAUAGGACGACCCCUAUUUUUUGGAACCCAAAUUAAGAAAGAGAGCCAGAGCCCUAACCCAAGCCUGCGCCACCUGCACCAGAGCCCGAACCUCUAUUCAUUCACCAUCCGUGUAUAAGGUGACCCACAAUUUUUAAUCAGAAAACAUCAUCUUAUACACUGAAAAAUACAGUAGUUUUCUCCUCUUGUUUUAUGAACUGUGCUUCAGACAAUUCCAGUUUAUAUGGCAAAUUCAAGCACUUCAUGUACACACUAGGGCUGGACAAUAUCUGGUUUUCAAUACCAUGUUAUAUCACCAACUAAACAUCACAAUAUCUCGAUAUAUCACAAUAUAUAUCUGCGGUGGCGGAGGGUCCCACUGGGCCUCGCCGCAGGGGAGGAGGACCCUGCUGUGCCUCCCCAUGGAAGCGGAGGACUUUGUGGGCAUCCCUGUGGGCGGCCUUGCCGUGCCUCCCCACAGAUUGACAGAAAUGUUUCUCUGAGUUAAACAUAGAUUCAGCCUCUACAGUCAUAUUUACUACAAACUCUGGCGGUGAUUUGAGCAUUCAAUGCAUAUAACUUUAGUUUUGAGUAAGGUUUAAACGUGUGCAUCAGAUUAUGACAGAGUUUACAAAAUCAAAAGCAUCACCUUAUUUUAAGUAUCACCUUAUUUAUUACCAGGUUUAAUUAUUGAUGCAUUUGGAGAAUUAAGAGAUCAGCAAGAACAAGUUAAAGAAGACAUGGAGGUAAUAUAUAUCAGCAAUUCUGUCGUGAUGUAUAUGGUAUUUCUGUGAAACAGAAAUACAUGUGUAAUAGAAAAAAAUAUUGUGUAUAACAAACAUCCUAGUGAGAGGAUUCCAGUUUAGGAUUUCCCUGGCGUACUUCUUUUACAUACAAUAUAUGAUGGACUAUUGGGCUGGCAUUAUGGAGCAGCACUGCAUUCUGAGGGCUUAUACCACCAACAUUCAGUGCUAUAAUCUAUGCCAAGCAGUGGUGGUUCUCCAAAGAUUUAGGCAGUGGUGUUUCCCAGCCCUGUUUCUUGAGAUCCUUUUAAGCAACAAAUGCUAGGGACUAAUCUUGUGUAAGAAAUGCAUGUUCUCCACCUAGGGAUGGAGAAUAAAUUAGUACGCUUCACAUUUUAAAGAGAACCAACCUGAUUUGCCAAUCUUGUAUUUAUACAUGGAUAAAUAAAAUUGGAUUAUGUGUUUUGUGAAUAUUGCAAUGCAGUUUCGGUUUGAAAAAAUACACAUUUUGAACAAACUUAGAAGGCAAAUGCAUUGGAAAGUGUACAGAAAAGCUUAUUUUGGGGAAAAUGUGUGCUUUGGAAGGGAGGCGUACAAUUUAAAUGCAGCUAAAUCUGAAAAAACAAACAAACAGAAAUAGGCUGCUUCAUCUUCCCCUAGUUCUACUACUGAUAAAUAUGGCUUUUUCAGAAAUAGUACAGGAAAAGGAAUAGGAAAAUUUUCAUUUCAGCAUUGACCCUUUAUUUUCUUUUACUUAACAGAGAGAAAUAUUUUAGCAUUCAGAAACUAUAGGUUGGAAAAGAAGAGGGUACAUUUCUAUUUAAGGCCUUAAAGCAAGGGAUUUUGCUAAGAAGUUUGAACUUGGCAUACAGAGUUUCCUUGUUUUCCUUGUACUGUUAAAGAAUAUUUGGACAAUGUAUUUUUUUCCCAUUCUUUUUAGACCAAAUGCUUUAUUUGUGGGAUAGGUAAUGACUACUUUGACACAGUGCCCCAUGGUUUUGAAACACAUACUCUACAGGAGCACAACUUGGCUAAUUAUCUGUAAGUACUUUAAUGUCAUCGAAUCUGAAACAUAAUAGGAGAUGCAACAAGUCAAUAUUUUGAAGUAAAACUCUAGUUAAAUUUAUAUGGUGGUUGGAAAAGGAAGUAUUUUGCUUUGUGACAACAACAACAAAAAAAGGUCAGGGGAGUCCCCAUCUAGUAUUGGAUAAUGUGCUUAAAUCUUGAAUUAUGAUAUGCAAUUUGAAACUGAACCAUAAUCGUUGGAAACAGCACGAAAUUGACAACUAGAAAAUAAAUCCUAUUGAAACUCUUAAUCUAAGGGUUGAGGCUUUGAGCCCCACGUCGGGCAAAAUAUCCCUGCAUUGCAGGGGGUUUGACUAGAUGAACCCUAUGAUUCUAUGAACUAAAUGGACUUAAAGGCUUAGUUAAAUUCUUAAAAUAACAGAUGCAAUAUAUACUAACAAGUUACAAUGAGUCUUGUAGCCUUUCACUUCAAUUCAAUUUCUGGAAGCCAAGUUUGGAUUCAACUGAAACCAGAAUUUAGUUUCAUAUCCUAGUAUGGAGGGACCCUAACCCCCAAUUUCUCAGUUUGGAUGUUAAGAAACCAGGAAUUUGUUCAGGGAGGGAAUAGGUGAAGUGAGGUGAGGAGGGAGCCAACCAGCGAAAGGAUUGCUCCUAGUUCAAUAAAAUAUGAUUUAGUAGACUGGUUUCUGAACUGGAGCAAUAAAUCAUAGCCAUGAAUUUCCCAUUCUACACGUGAGAGGCCUUUGCUUUCUAAUGACAGGCUGAUACGUUCUUUCAUUUUUAGUUAUUUCUUAUAUACAGGUAUUUCAUUCUCAUGUGUGUGUGUGUGUGUGUGUGUGUGUGUAUAUAUAUAAUCAUGAACAACAAAUUCUUUCUUUAUCUUAGAUUUUUCCUGAUGUAUCUCAUAAAUAAAGAUGAAACCGAACAUACCGGGCAGGUGAGUCACCAACAUGUUGUGUAAUAAUAACUACCUAAGAUUCAUUUUUUUGUCAGAAACUUUUAAAUGUAAUCUACUGUGAUACAAAUUGGUACCAGUACCUAGAAGUCCAUUAGAUGAGAAAAUAACUUUUUGUUACUUUUGAUAGCUAUGUGAAGUUUCAUUUAGAAACAUUUCAAGAGCUUACAUCAAUUUUGAUAUUUUCUUUGUCUCCUCUACUACUUGUGUUAGUUUGGAAGGUCACAUUUUAACUUUUUUAAUGAAUUCACAAACAUUUCAACUUCUGGUUCUUUCCACUCACCAAAGUUAUGGUAUGUCAUGUAGAAACUGGGGGAUUUGCCACCUGUAUUUCUUUUUGCUGAUGUAUUGUUCCAGUCCAGCAAGGGAGAUUUAAGCAUUCCAUAUACAUAUGUUCAUCUGGAUGCAUAUCCUGUAUCCAUGCUCCUCUAACUGGAUGGUUCUUGAGUUCUGGCCCUUUGAAAAAAUACAAGCAUUGGAAAAUUAAGAAAUGUUAAUACUCAUCCUUACAUAAUAUUCAUUCCCCCUGUGGAAGAAACCAAGAUAGAUUUUGUAAAGUCCUACAGAAGCAUAUUAUCCCAUAACUAAAAUUGCUGCUUUUGCUAUUCUAGACAGAGAGAUACAGUAUUUUGUAGAUUUGCAUGAGGCUUAAUUUUCUGAUGCUGUGGAUUGGAUCUAGUCCAUUUAUCUCCAAGACCUACAAUGGCGAGGAUAAUAAAGAAAUAGGGUCCUGGUUAGACAACACUAUACAACAACAGAAACUGAAACACAGACUUGGAUAAGAAAUAAGUAGAAAUGCUUAAAGUAUUUAUAAUGCUUCUGCCUCAUGUGAAAGCAGAAACGUACUUGAGAUUGCUUCAAGGCGACGGAGUUAAGCUUUUCUCUGAAGUAACUACAUUCCUGUCUUUGGGUACAGGGGGGACACUAAAACCACCAGACUGUUGUAAGAUCAUGAAGAAAUACCUUUCAGAUAAGGCUAAUGAUCCCUUCUCUAUAAAGUUGAAUCAGUGUGUACAGUACGUAUUUCAGCAUAAAAAGCUAGGUUUUGGUCAUCCUUUCAAAAUACUUCAGACUUGCAAUAGUGAAAGUUUUAGAGUAAGUGGCAAAAGUCUUUCAAAUGUAUUUUAAAAGUAAGUUCAACUAUCGUUCUCUUCUGUGUCUUACAGGAAUCCUACGUAUGGAAAAUGUAUCAAGAGCGAUGCUGGGAAUUUUUCCCUGCCGGUGACUGCUUUCGAAAGCAGUAUGAAGACCAGCUUAACUAAUUCUAGUUGAGGACUAUCUCUUGAGAAACCAUCCACACCUCUCCCGACUCCUUUGGGAACAGUUACCAGAUUUCCCAGAUCUAUUAAGCAGUGUGCUGUUUGGAGCACCAAAGCUUUUUUUGAUGACUCAGCUGUCCUUUUUUCUUCUAUGUUUGCUUUGAGAACAAUGAGAACUUAACUCUGGGAAGAGAAGAAAAAAUAUCCCACACAACAAAUCCCCAUACAUAACAUGAACACACGCACACAACAAGAGACUCGACAGCUUUUUUUCUCUGAGACUGCCUGAUGAUUUCCUUAACUAAGAGAACACAUGUGGGGUAAUGUGAUAGCCACAUUCAUUCAGUCUAUUUAUUUCAUCAUCCUGGAAGGACCUCUGUAGUUCACGGAGUGCUGUAAAGGAUUGUUGUGGACGCUAAGUUGUGGGGAAAUAGUGCCUUACUAUAUGUAGGUUGAGCUAUGCAGAAGAUGAGUGCAUGAUGACAUCUUUUUUUCUUUAUUUGUCCUCUCUUUCCUCCCAGUUAAUAUUUAUUUUGUCUUCUGGAGGGACUUGGGAGGGAUUUGGCUGUGCACACCUUUUAAAUAAGACUAUGGCGUGUCUCAGGAUAAAAAGUAGUUUUUUUCUCAUUAAGCUCAGUUCACAGGUAUCUUCCUCUUUAUCUCUUACACUUAUUUUGGUAAUGCUCUGAUGCAACACUGCAACUUUAUGAAAUCUUUGUAUGAAAACAAAAAGACUGCAGAAAAAAACUUUAAAAAGAAUAAUUUCAUUGCAUGUUUAUUAUGCAAGUUAAAACAACAAAAAGCAACCUUCUGAAGCAAGUUGAUCAACAUGAGAAAACAUUCACGAUAAUAUUCAUAGUAAUAAAGUGUUGUGGGCUUUAUUGUACAUUUGAAACCAGUGUCAUCAACCCACUAUGUAUAUGUUAUGAACUUGCCAGUAGUUUGGAUUUAUUUUCUUUUUGUUGUUUUCCUUUUUGUUCAUUUUGCCAUUUGUGAUCAUUAGUGGAAUUAAGGUUUUUCUUAGGUCAAUUUUUAAAAUCCAAGGUGAAGCAAUAUCCAUUCAGGGAUUUCAUUAUUUGCAUCAUGAAACACCAAUGAUGUGUACAUCACUCCAUUUUGAGUCCUUUUUUGAUUGUAAUGCCAGUCUUUACAAAUAAAAGGAGAGAUUUGGAAUGGAAGCAAGGUGCUUUCGCUGUCACUUGGCUUCUUUUUAACAGAGGCUGUCAGUUUUUCUCUAAAGUUAUUGCAACAAUUACCCCCCCUUUCGUCUUUGUAGCAUCACUGUGGUUCCUUCUGCCCUAGUGAACGUUCCAAUUUAAACCCAAACCACCACUUUACACUGAAGAAAAUCUGCUUCUUGAUCACACUCACUUAGCUGUAAUAAAAGGUUCAUUCCAACCUAUCUUUCAAAUCAAGAGAGAGUUUUGUGGCAACUUAAAGCCUAAUAAAAUUAUUAAGGUAAACCUCCCAAUUGAGAAUAAUACUUUAUGUGGACUCUAGGCUAUAAAAGCUUAUACCAUAAUAAACAUGUUUAAGGUGCCACAAAGCUUUCUUGUUUCUGUCGCAGCAAACUAACACAGAAACUAGCCUCUGGAGACCUCUAAAUUUAUGUAGUAAUAUUCAAGAUAAUUAAUGGCUGUACAUAUAAGCAAUUAUCUGAACCAGUUCUGCAUAUCCCUUUCUGGCAAACCUAGACAGCAUCUUAAAAAGCAGAGACAUCACCUUGCCAACAAAGGUCCGUAUAGUUAAAGCCAUGGUUUUCCCAGUAGUGAUGUAUGGAAGUGAGAGCUGGACCAUAAAGAAGGCUGAUCGCCGAAGAAUUGAUGCUUUUGAAUUAUGGUGCUGGAGGAGAUUUGAGAGUCCCAUGGACUGCAAGAAGAUCAAACGCAUCCAUUCUUAAGGAAAUUAGCCCUGAGUGCUCACUGGAAGGACAGAUCGUGAAGCUGAGGGUCCAAUACUUUGGCCACCUCAUGAGAAGAGAAGACUCCCUGGAAAAGACCCUGAUGUUGGGAAAGAUUGAGGGCACAAGGAGAAGGGGACGACAGAGGACGAGAUGGUUGGACAGUGUUCUCGAAGCUACAAACAUGAGUCUGACCAAACUGCGGGAGACAGUGGAAGACAGAAGUGCCUGGCGUGCCCUGGUCCAUGGGGUCACGAAGAGUCGGACACGACUAAACGACAACAUCCCUUUCUUCUAAUCUACACUAAAUUGCCAGGAAAGUUUUGUUUUCUACUCCACUCCAACCUUUAAAAAGGGAGGCAGGAGACAGUAGAAACAAAUUAGAAAUCUAGUAAUGACUUAAUCUAGUCUUAGAUCUUGUUAUCUUGUGUUAGGGCUGACAGAAUGAAUUGGUCUCUACUGUGAAAAGGCUAGAGUGCCUAGCAGUGAAGUUCUUUUGAGAACUUCCCAGAAGACACAGUGUUAAUUAGAACAUUUUUAAUCAAUGCUACAAUAUAUUUCUUAGUAUAGGAUUUUAUCUUGGUGAUAAACCAACUGAUAAGCAAUUUAUGCAUUAUAGAUACCCUUUGUCAUAUACAAAAACACACACACCAGGAGAUAGGGAUCACUACUUAACAAUUUGCAUUUCCUUGUUACAAAUUUAUCCUUUGCUUACACAUUUGGGAUUCUAAGCAACUAUACACUACCCAAAAUGCAAUAUCUUCCUGAUUGUUUAAAGCAUCAAGCAAACCUUAAGAGAAUCUUGCUUGCUUUUUAAUUAGUUUUCAUCAUGGCAAUUUGCUGGAGCAUCAUUACUCCCACGUUUGGUAAAAAUAAUAAGAAAUAAUCGCACACCUUAGUUAUUGAAACAAGGGGUGAUUAAACAAUGAAGACUGGACAGGCUGAGGCUGCUUUAAAUAUUAACAGCUGUGAACUGUGUGUGUAGGCCUUCACCAAAUAAAUCCAGAGACUUACUUCGCAUUUCCACUAAUGGCGAGAAUGUCUGUAAGGGGACAGUGGUUUUUUUGGGGUGGUGGUGAAGUCAUGUAUAGUGAAAGGCAUCUUCCGGAGCACUGAAAAUGUUGGCUACAAUGUGUGCAUUGCCAUGGAGGGGGAUUUGAUGGGGGGGGGUUGUCUUUGCCCAUUGGUCAGUUUCUUUUGGUGACAACUGAUGGCUGAUCUGGGCAAUCUCAUCCACAUGGUACACAAAGCAAAACUCAAAUCUCCUGCACACAACAGAAAGAGAUUUGCAAUCCCAAUCAAGUUUGGUUUACAAAAGGCAUUCCUGCACAUGUCUACUUUUCAUCUUCAGUUUCUGAUUCAGCAAAUGAUACCUAAACAGAAGCCUUACAUAUGCAGAUAUGCACAGCUAGAUGGGUAUGAUCCUGAACAGCAAGUGAUUUUUAGACUGUUGAGCAUGGUGUGCAGACUACCGGCUUUUUAAAAUGGUUUUUCUUUGUGCAUUUAUUUCCAAUAUUUAAGCUAUUUCUUGUUGUCUGCAGUUGUGGUGCAUGCUGACUUGCACCUGAGUCAAAUUACUAACUUUUCCUUUAUACCUGAAUAAGCUUUUCCUUAUUUAGCCCCAAGCCAUCUGGCACACAGCUUCUACAGCC